This is a messenger RNA of Xyrichtys novacula (pearly razorfish), 59912 nucleotides long. Lineage: Eukaryota; Metazoa; Chordata; Actinopteri; Labriformes; Labridae. The record is from the annotation of a GenBank genome assembly.
GCAGAGCCUCUCGGAGAGCUGUCCCUGCCAGUCAGUGCUGGAGUGUUUUCACUGAAGCUUCUUCUCCUCCGCCGGUCCACACAAACAGACGGCAGCGAUGGAGGAAGAGUUAAAAUGCCCCGUUUGCGGUUCCCUCUUCAAAGAGCCUAUCCUCCUGCCCUGCUCCCACAAUGUCUGCCUGGCCUGCGCCCGGAACAUCACCGUACAGACCCCCGAGGGUGAGACCCCGGUGCAGAGCCGAGCCUCGGGGAGCUCUGAUUACGACUACCUGGACAUGGACAAGAUGAGUCUGUACAGCGAGACGGACAGCGGAUACGGCUCCUACACACCGUGCCAGAUCAAGUCCCCAAACGGGGUGCGAGUGUUUCCUCCAUCCAUCGCUCACCGACACUGCUCCCUCACCUGCCCACUGUGUCACCGGAGCGUCUCUCUGGAUGAGCGGGGGCUCCGGGGUUUCCCUCGGAACCGGCUUCUAGAGGCCAUAGUGGCGCGGUACCAGCAGAACCGCGCCGCCUCCGCCUCCUCCGCUUCCACGGCGGUGAAGUGCCAGCUGUGCGACCGUAACCCCGUGGACGCGACGGUGAUGUGCGAGCAGUGCGACGUCUACUACUGUAACGCUUGUCAGCAGCGGUGCCACCCGUCCCGUGGUCCGCUGGCCAAACACCGCCUGGUACCACCGAGGAGCCAAGCGGCAGGAGGAGGUGCGGCGGGCGGAGGGACAGGUGGUAGCGGCAGCAGCGGCGGCGGAGGUGGUGGCAGUGGUGGUGGUAGUGGGGGAGGCGGCGAGGGGCAGCAGCCGCCCGCUACCGCGCGGAAACCUGCGACUUGCGUGGAUCAUGAAGCGGAAAACUUCAGCAUGUACUGCUAUAGCUGCAAGAUCCCAGUGUGUAUGAAGUGUCUACAAGAAGGGAAACACGCCAAACACGACGUGAGGACGCUGGCCAUGAUGUGGAAACAACACAAGGUGGGCAAACACACACCAAAACACACACUCUGGGAUUCCCCCAAGAGAUCCUUACACGGGGCCCACAAGAUUAUAGUUUGCUCAACAAGAAAGUCAACUUGGACCCACUAGACAACAUUAUGGGGAGUAUGAGCGCAAGAUAGUAAUUUGUACAAUUUGUUUUCACAGUUGUUCUCUUGAAAUAAGCCAGAGUCCAAUGUAAGUAUCUUGAGGGAACCUUGUGAGCAAGAUAAUACCUUCUACCUGCAAGAUAGAGGUUCAUAUGCAUAGGUUACUGACAGGAUAUCGAAGUGUUAGCAUAAGAUGUUAUCUAAAGGAAACAAGUUAUCUUGUGCGCUCAUGAAACUAACUUGUGCCUUCAGAAUAAUAUCUUGUUCUCAUGUGCUUGUAGGAUCAUUGCAUUGUCUGUGCAAGAUAUUACUCCAGGUGUUGUUACAAAUUCUGCACUCAUAACCAUUUGUUGCUGAAUUAUCAUUCAAUUUGUGCACAAGAUUGUAACGUCUUCACGCAAGAUAACAGAUAUUAAACUGUGAGCGCAAGAUAAUGAUUUGAACACAUUGUUUAAUAUCUUAAUGGAAAAGGUAAUCAGUUUGAGUCCAAAGAGAUAUCAAUAUGAAGCACAAGGGAUAAACCUGUGCACACAAGAUAAUGUCUUGUGCGGACAAGAUCAUCAUCACUUCUUGAGUGAACCAGUAAUAAACUUAUGUGCACAAGAUAUCAGUUUGUGGAAAGAAAGCAAGUUGUGCACCCAUGAUACUCAUUUGCACACAAUUUGAAUAUCAUGAAGGAAGAAGUAAUUAUCUUGAGUGCACAAGAUAUCAAUUUGUGUGCACAAGGGGUAAACAAACUGUAUGUACAUGUUUUACCCAAGCUUUGUUACUUGUGUGCACAAGAUGAACAUAUGCACAAGAAAAUUUACUUGUGCAAGAUAGCAAUUUGUGUGCACAAGAGUUGAAUUUGUGCACUUGACAUACAAACCUGUUUCCACAAUAUACUAACUAGUUCUAACAAGAUAUUUCUAUCGCAUGCACAUGUCUUAUUUUUCUGUGUGCACAAGAUGAAAAAAGUGGACUCCAUACACCCUCAAACUGCAUUUAUUAGGGCACAAAUAAAACAGACUCUUAAGUCAGACCUGUAUUUGUAGGAAGCUGAUAGUGUUAAAGUCAGCUUUGUGAUACCAGGACUAUAGAUCUUUCUCUUUCUUUCUUUCUUUCUUUCUUUCUCUCUCACCCACUCACACCCACAUACAAUUUGUUGGCCUGAAGUCCUAUUAAACACCAUUUCCUCAAGAACCAACGCUCAAACACUCCUGUGAUUCAUCAAAAACAACACCACCAUUAUAGGAUUUAAAAUACACCACAUCAGAUGCAAACUCUUCAUUUUUUUGCACAAAACAGAGUAAAACAUCACUGCUCUCUUUCACACUUAAACUCAAUAACACUUGCAUAAAUACAGACACACUUCAGGGACACACAAUCCCCCAAAAGGCCUUAAGCCAUUUAGCUAUUUGUGUCUCCAUAUGCAGAAAAAACACCCACACAUAGAAACAAACUGUAACUGCCUGAUGGGCCUUCACCAGCUCUCUGUGGCUGCUAUCUUAACUUUAAAUGUGAGUUUUUUUUAUCUUCAUCGUGCUGCAUCUUUUGAAUCCCUCCUCAUCUGAUAUAAAGUCAGCUGUGAUAAAGCUGCUGGUGAAUACUUUGGUGUGUCACGUUUGGGGGAGUUAACAGUGCAGAGAGGAGCCCACAGUAUGUUAGUCACAGAAAAUGGAGCGAGUGUUUAUCCGUGAGUGUUGCGUUUACUGUAUGUGGGGCAAAUGGUACAUUAGAGCAGCCUGACUGAUUCAUCAGGAUUUGCACAUAAUGAAAUAAUUACUGCAGGGAGAAAAGCUUGGUGUGUGAGCAUUUGUUUUAUUUGUGUGUGUGUGUGUGUGUGUGUUGUGAGUCAUGUCUUAUGGGUCACACUGCUUUGUGCUGAUAUUUAGUUGAUUUCCGGCUCCUGUUUGUAUGAUUGGUAAUUGAUUGUCUUGUGUUUUCGUGUCAUGCACAGGAAAUAAACCCCUGCAAGUGUGUGUAGUGACUGCAGUGUGGGGAAAGGAUUUCUGUGGUUUAUUUAAAGGACAUAAAUCUUGUUAAUUGGUGUUUUUACGUCACUACAUCUCAGAGGGACAGUGCAUUUUAUCAUGUUUUGAUUGGAGGAUGACUUUAAAACAUGGGUAUAGGGGUAAACUGGCCUCUUGGCUACCUAACUCAUCUGCAUUUGUGUUUAUUAGUGGAAACAAGUCAAAAUCAGAGGGAAAAAAGCCAAGAGCGACUCAACCUGUGCUUUUAUGUUGUGGAGCUGUGCACUUACUGUCACAUUUGUCACAGUGUUCACUGAUAUUGAUGGCUCCAUGGGAAGAACCACUUGAUACAACAAAAACAGGGAAAUAUCAAACAUGGUCAGUACUUAAAAUCAGAAACUUCACAUGUGGGGGGAUUCCUGAGAAUGCUAUCUAUUGCCACAAGAGCCAGUUUGUUAGAAAGCUAAAUGAAGAAGUAAGCAACACAUGCAGCCGUGGCAACAGUUAGCUCCUGUAGUCUUCCACGUUUGUUUACGCUAAAGUCACGUUUGACCACGAGAGAUUUCAACAGUCAGGACUCUGAGUCUUCAUGUGUGGUAGGGGAUGAAUAAGGGUUGCAUCUCCCUCUAUCCCCUCUCUAAAUCUAGUGCAAGAUAGCUAUCUAACAUGAGUCUGGUUCUGCUCAAGGUUUCUGCCUAUUCAAGAAAACUUGCAAUAUUACACUGGUGUAGAUGAAGAUGGGAUAAGAGGGGGUCUAAUCUUACAGAACGGGACUUAAUUUUGUCUUUAUGUUGGGUUUGCUCAUAUCAUGAAGAGAGUGGUCUAGACCAGAGUCCUGAGAUAACACACUCCUGGUCGUGGUUUAGAUGAUUCAAUUUGUCACUGAGACCCCUCCAAACUUGUGGUCUGAAUUUAACUUUAUCAAAUGUUUCUCAACAAAACUCAGUCCAAGAGACAUAAUAAAUUUGUAACAUAUAAUCUGUGGUAAUUUUGUGCCCUUCAUAAUUUACCAGAAAAACAUUACUUUAAGAGUUGGAUUAACUCUGAUGGUGUUUAAAUGCUGCCCUAAAACUGGUGAAUCAUUGAUGGUUUUUAGUAAUAAAUAGAUAAAUGGGGACACUCUUGAUAAUGGGUAUUUUCUAUAAAAUCUUAAUUUUUUGCAGAGACUUUCGUACUUUAACUUAAGUAAAUCUGAUCACUAAAUAUCUAACAAACAAGUGAACAAUAUGUUUUUAAUCUUAAUCACAUAAAAGCAAAAAAAUCUGGAGUUCUCCCUCUGACUAUUGAGGACAGCAGAUUAAAAACACUCAGGAUAUAAAAUGAAUAAGCUGUGGAAGUUUAAAUGAAUAGGAAGUUUCUUCUGCAUUGCAAAAAGUACCAUUACAAGGUGAUUUUUUAACAAAACUUUGACAGUUUCUGGUGUGUAAAUGAUCAGAAAGGCUUUGGUUUGACACUGGUGCGUCUAAGUUUGCCCAGAAUUGAGUUUUUAGUUUGAUUUGUUUUUAUUCCUCCACCAUAUUUUCUCAAAGGUUUACGAGAUGGUAGAAGGUGUCAAAUUAACGCUGAAUAGCACACCCUGCAGCAUUUAAAUGCAUCCCUCAGGAUCUGGCUUACAUUUUUAAUCUGGAGCACGGUGAAAAAGAUAAACAAAACCGAAAGUAAAAUCAUGCAUUCACCACUCUGUGGGUAGUAUUUGUCUAAAACCAGAUAAUAACACCGUUCCCUGCCACCAUCUCUCCUGUACUCUGCCAAAAAUGACCCGCCAGCAUCAUUAAAGGAUGAUUAAAGUGAUUUACGGUUUAAUUCAUUUUUCCACGAGUCUUUCAUUAAUUUAAAAGAGGGCUCGAGGGCCGAGGUCAGCUGGAGUUCAUGUCCCGCAGGUUUAAGGGCAUGCUGACUUUGCUGCUAAAAUUUUAAACACAGAGAGAUCCUUCUUAGUUUUAUUGGUUUUAUGUAACAUUUGCAUUUAUUUUGCCAACCUUAAAUGCAUUACCCUUAGGAAACCCCACAGAGGGUGGCUGCACUAGGGGUUCGUUUUUCAGCAUUCAGACUGUUUUUUAGUGGUUUAAGAGGUCAUUACCAUAUUAAUCAUGAGAUUUGGUGAAAAAGAGCCUGCAGGGAAGGAAUUAAAGGGGUUUAAGGGGAAUUUAAUACUGCUAAUACCAGUAUUUAAGAGGCCAGUCUUUAAUUUGCACAGGCGCAUCCUUCACCCAGUCCAUUUUUAAGGCCACCCUCAUCAAAAUCUUCAUCACCCACUUCUUAUGAGUCCAAAUUAAAAGCCACUUUUGCAUAUGUCCUGCUAAAUGGGUCAUUGGUCCUAAUCUCCCUCUUGGUUUUUUUGAGUCUCUCCAUUCAUCAUUUAUCUCUUUUCAGCCUCUUCCCUUGCCAUUCAUCCUUCUCCUCUUCAUCCCUGUAUCUUAUUUACCUCCUCACCUCCCCCCUCUUCAUUUACCUCCCCUCCCUUCAGCCCUUCCUCCAUCUUCCCCUCCGCCACCCUGUCCCAUAAAUGGACCGUGAAAAUCCCAUCAGAGUACACAGGAAUGAGAGGGCGUUGAUAAGUAAUGAGCGGCGUAUGAAUAAGAGAUGGCUGCCACUUAGUUAAUAUGGUGUCCUUCACGUUGAGGGAGAUCGAUGACUGGCUGUCUCCUCCAGCCUCGAGUGCAUCUCUGAGACGGCUGCUGGGGUUUUGAAGUGUCACUCAGCGAGGUCGGAUCUGCAGAGUGUGAUUUUAUUUUGGUGGGGGGUGCUCCAGCUCUCCAUUGUUUAUUCUGAUUUAGUGAGUAAAGCUUCUCUACACUUUGUCCUUUCAUACCCUCUCUCUAAACUUCUUAUUUCCCUGUAUACUAAGUGAGUUUUCAAGAUGUAGCCAGAUUUUUAGCAGUUUUGGAAAGCUUAAGUGGAGACUCAACCUCAGAACUUAUUGGCUGCUGUCUGACAGCACUAUACUGUAUGCCUCUGAGAGCCAAGUACAGCCGGCAGUUAGUGAUGAACCACUUCCAAGUGAGAUAUCCUUUACUGUGCGCCAAAGUCCCAUUAGCAACUCGAGAAGCUCCCGUUCAAAUCAAUCUGAAUCCACUGUAGUGGCCUGCUGUCUCCAACUGGUGCUAAUCGGACAAGGAUUCAGUUACUGCGAUAAACAGAUAUUAUCAAGUGCAGCUAACAAUAAUGUUGUUAGUCUGGCGAACUUAAAGCUACUAUAAGGAGUUUUAUCAUGUUUACGAAAUAGACUGCAAUUCAUAUUUAUACUUUUGUAUGAUAAAAAAAACAAACAAACAACAUUUAAUGACUCUGAAAACUAGUUUUUAUUUUCUAGCGCCUGAAACUAGUGUGAAGGGGUGAUGUCAGCAAAGCAGCUAAAGAAACAGCCCUGUCUUUAUGUUUAGCACAUAGAUUUUCACAAUGACUGAGACAUUUGACUGUCAGAAAUCAGCAGGGUGACAUUUUUUGUGAAAAGUCACCACUUAGGAAUGUUAAGGACAAGUCAAAGAAAGUCUGCUUUGUCCCCACGGGGUGCCAAGUGAAUGUUUCUUAUUGCAUAACAGGAAUUUACUGCAUCUACAUAACUGUCAGGUCCUAUCUUGUUAGACAAAUUACGCUUAAAUUGAAAUAGGGUGCAGAGUCCAGUGGAGCAAUGACUCGUGUGAAACAGGUAUGGUUGGCGGGCGUGCGUGCUCUAAGUAGCACUUUAGCCACACCCACAAUUUUCUGGAAUUCAGCCCCUCCAACACGUUGGACCUUGAACAAUGAGGUUUGCUGGGCUUAUGUACUAAAAAGACCUAUACACAACUACACCUUGGACUUGGAUAUUGUAAAAUCAAUAGAAAGACAACAAUCAGGCUAUUUUCCAGGGAUUCCUUUGGGGUUUACAGCCUCUAAAGAAGUCCUCCCAUAGACUGUAUAUAGAAUGGACAUCGUCUGCCUCCUCACUUGGUGAAGCCACCCCGAGAACAGCACCCUCUGGUGACGGGGUGCAGUAUAGGUCAUUAAUCCCACCUCCUCCAGCAAUCCCUAUGGAGCUGUGGACAAACUUUAGAAAUUUAGUACACAGAACAUGAAUUUUUCUCCCCUCUGCUUGUGAUGUUGACAUGUAGUUACUGUAAGACUGGUUUGUGCUCAAGUCCUUUUUUUUCUGUGAAGCUCCUUUUUUAAAAGUUAUUGGGGGUUUAUGUUUUCUAUGAUUGACACUUGAUACAGCCUAUGGGUGUGCGAAGAUUGUAUAGCUCACCAAAUGUGUACAAUACUACUGCACAAGUGGUGGAGUGCGUACAACGCUACUGCGCAAUGUUGGUUUCAGGAAGUGGAGAAAAACCGCAGAAAUACAGAGAGCUUUUCGGCUUCAAAUCCAUAUACUGGCAGAAGGCAGAACCAAGUUGUCCAUGGUACAGUCUAUGAGUCCUCCAAACCACCUCAUAUUUGCUUGACAGGAAGAAGAAAAGGUUAGUUUUUAGUUUUAGUGUUAAUCUGCAGCUCGGUGUCUCGCCCCUUUUACCCAAAUAUGAAGCGUCCAAAUCUUCCUUCAUCUUUACCCCUAAGAUUAGACUCUGUUCAUGUAAGAGCGAGUUUUUCACAGCACAGGCAGCAAGGCAUCUGCAGCAGCAAACCUGUGGCAUGAUGGAGUUCAGGGGCUCUCAAAAAAGACUGUGUAUCAGUGACUCUAAUGGGACAUGAUGAUUCAAAGUUAAUGAUGCAGAGAGAAAGAGGAUGGAGACGGAGAAAAGGUGCUCGAUGUGCCAGGACCCGACAGUCUGAACCUAUAGCAGCAUCACUAAGCGCUGGUCCAGGCUCUAACUAUGAGCUUCGUGUUGGUAAUUUGGCUGCGACACUUGUAAAUGUUGUCCUGUGAAAUUAAAUAUUCAUGCAUUUGACUUUGGGCUGCAGAUUCAUGAAUAAACAUGACGCUGUGCCUCCAAAUCACAGCGGUGAAGGUCUUGCAUGAAUCAGCAAAAGACCAUUUGCGUGUGAGUGUGAGUGUGUGUUACCUGGGGUUAUAGACUGUGAAUAACAUUAUGUCUCAUAUGUCUAGCUGUCAAUCAGGUUCUUUCAAGAGUGGUAAUGUGUUUAAGCUGUGCUUUUACAUUGAAAGUUACACUGUGCAGAAAUAAUUUGCUUUGUUUUUACCAUUUUUGUGGUUUUAUUUGGAGCUCCGUGUUUGAGAAUGGUCUGAUCCAGCGAGGCGUCAAGGGGAAACAUUUGGUUUGUCAGUAAAUUUGGUGUAAAUCAAACACUGGGUACACAACAGUGAAGCCUGAGGGUGACUUUCCCACUACUACACACGCUAAUAAACACACACACGGGCUCACACACACUAUCUGAAGGCAUAAAUAUGCGUUAGUGAAGCGGAUGAACUUUCGCUGAGGGACUGCAGCGGAAGACACACUGAUCCAGUUUCCUCUGAUCAGUCGAGCAGAAAACACACUGUCUAUUUAAAGCACUCACACAUACGAGGCUUCACAUGUGCAUUUCAGAGUGUGUGUGUGUGUGUGUGUGAGAGAGAGAGAGACCCAGCUCACUCCAGUGAAGAGCAACUCACUGUGGCACUGCUUCCAGUUAAAAAUUAAAAACCACAAGUGCACAGUUGCACUUUCUGCUGCUGUCAGGAUUUCAUUGUUUGCACCGUCAUCUUAAGAUCAUUUUAUUCUUUCAAAUGGGACAGAUUGGAUUCUUCCCCAUUAAUAUUAAUAACUCUGUAUUUUAGCUUGGAAAGAGCUGUUUGUGAAGUGAGGCUGAUAAUUAAUGUUUUCUGCCAUUACCAUAUAAAAGAAAACAGACUUAAAAAAGGCAAUUUGUGUUUCCUCUAAAGCUUAAUUUUCACUAGGUCGGAUUAGCCCCCAAGCUACAGCGCGAGCAGACGUUUAACUCUUAAUCCUGCAAAGUGGGAUGCCUGAGUGGAAGUGUAAUGAGAUGCAGAUUGACCUGCUAUCUCGCACAUACCUUCACUCUUCUUUUAAAGCUAUAAUUUAUAUUUAGCUUUGAGUUAAAGGUUUUUUUUCACCGCCACAACCCAAUCUCCCAGAAAAUUAGGUUAUACACCAUUACAUUGGUAGAGCUAACAUGUUUCCACAGAGUAUAAUGCUGCCUGGACUGUGUUUGAUAUCAAAGGAACACUUAAAUGAAAAAUACAACCCAGGAAUUUUCUUCCUUAUUCCUAUUUUUAUCACGUUUUCUCUCUUAAUUUGCCCUUUCAAUACAGUAUCCACAUAAAAGACACUGAAACAUACUUAUCAGAGUUAGUUGUGUGUAGUAAACUGAAGGAGUACAUUUCUCAGUAUGUGCCAUCUCUGCUUUGGGAAACUGUGCCAGCAGUGCCCACAUUUACAAGGAUGCAUUGUGAGCAAGCGGAGGAAGCCUCAGGCUUGGCCUUGUUUCGCAAAGUGUUGUUUGGAUAUCUGAAUCAGCUCGUCUCUACAAAAUAAAUCCUCAUCCUUAAAAUCCCCCUCAAUAUGUGUGCAGAGUGUUGUGGCUAAUUCAUCAUCUGGAACAAUAUGAUACGAUUUGGUACGAAUGCAACAGGUAACGACACAAUACAAUACAACAUGAAACAGCAUAGUAUGAUUCAAUACAACAAGAUAAGACAAAGUAUGACAAUAACAGGGUCCAAUAUCAUAUAACCACAAAAAUACCACACAGUACUACACAUUAUUACCAGAUAUGAUAUGGUGCAACAUAGCAUGACACAGUCCAUUAUGGUGAAAUACAAGAAGACAUUGUACACUACAGCAUGACACAAUACAAUACAAUACACCAUGAAACAAUGCUACAUGAUAGAAUCUGAUACGAUAAGAUACAAUAAAUAAAAAUGUGAUAUGAUGCAACAUGAUACAAUAAAUAAAAAUGUGAUAUGAUGCAACAUGAUUUUAUAUGAUGUUGUUAUAUACUAUUAACAAGAUAUAAUACCAUAUGAUGCAAUACGGUUUGCUUUGAUAAAACACAAUACAAUAUGACAUGAUAAGAUUCGGUACAACAUGCUACAAUACAAUGCAAUAUGCCAUGACAUAUUACAAUUUUAUAUAAUACAAAUAAUUUAAUAUGAUAUAAUACAUUACAUUAAAAUACAUACAAUACUAUAUGAUUAUAUGAUAUUAUAAUAUAUGAUUAGAUACAAAAAAAUACAAUACUUUAUGUUACAGUGUGAUACAAUACAGUAUGGUAGAAUACCUUAUGAUGCAUUAUGUUACAUUCAGAUAUGAUAAGAUACAUGAUGUGACGCAAUGUAAAGCUGUAGGGUAGGAUAAGUUACUGGAUGAUACAAUAUAUAAUGUUGCUCUACUUUAUGUUAUAGUAUGUAUGUAAAAUUACAUUUUAUUACGUCAAGUUAUAUCGGCAUGCAUUAAUUUACCAUACCACUCCAUACAACACAAUAUUAAAUUAUAUGAUGGGAUACAAUGGGAUUUGAUAAGGUAGAGUAUAUACCGUAUGAUUAGAUUACACACUUUAUUGUCCGUAUGGAGGGAUUUGUCUUAGUAGCUCCCCACAAAAUGAAAAACAAUGAAAAAGCAACAAUUUACAAGAGGUUCAUGCAAAUAACAGCUUCUAAUAGUAAAGUGUUUAUUACAAUCCAAGUCAAGACACAGAUUAUUAAACCAUUAUGAAAUAGGGUGCAGAUUUUUGUGGUAAAAAAAUUGUGUUAAUAUUCAACACGAUAAUUCUUCUCACCUACCUGCAAUAAAGUUGACACCAAUUUCCCGCUUUUAAAAGCCUGUCAAUUUUUCUGACACCUUUUGUAACAUCCCUGUCUCUCCUGUAAUUGCAUUUUUCCAGGUGUGGAUUUGUGCCUCUCUGUGUAUUAGCAGAUAAACUUUGAUCAAAAUAUAUCCUUUUUCCCAAGAUGCUCGGCUUUCUGUUUCGUUUGCCCAGGUGGCUUUUUAAGAUUUUCUGUGUGCUUCUUUAAAGAUCGGACCAUUACUGUGUGAAGAAUGAUGUGAGAUCCGUACACAGCUCCAAAAUGUAAUUGCUCCCCUCGGUAUUGUAAGCUGCUCUUAGAAAGCCUGAAACGCUUCUUCCUCUGUCACCUGAUUUCUUUGUGCUGUUGUUGUUGUCUUCUGCUUUGGACUGCAAAACAAAGAAGCUGUUUUAGCAGAAGUUUGUUCUCUUAUUUUCAAAAUAAGAGCUGACAUUCUGCCUCCCAUAUUACAUUUCCUCCACUGACAUUAAGUCUCUUUUCCCCACUGUCAGAUACUGUAAGUCAUGUGUUAUUUCCUGCAUGCUUUGGAUCUACAUUUCUGUUAGUGAUUGUGGAUGUUUUGGAUUAUUCAGCCUUCAUGUUAGGGAUUUCUAUUUAAGGAUUAUCUCCAUUAGCGUCACUCAUUUCUGUCUUUGAAAGCAAGUAACACAUCUAUUUUCAGGUUUAUUCCAGUCCUCAAUUUUCCUUUUUUAAACACCACAACAUGACCAUGCAGAGUAAUGAAAUGUUUUUGGGUUAUAUGCAUCACUGAAGCACAACAUAUCGGGAUUAAUCUUUAACCAAAAGACAGUCAAGACUAAUGCUGUCUUAGCAUUAACGUUUUCUUUCCCAGACUGGUUAGAAAUCAUGUUCUUGCUUUGGGUUUCAAAAUCUGGAGGUUUUUUUUUUUUGACAAGCUUACCUGACUGGCAGUCCCCAGAAACUGAUUUUUUUUUUUUUAAACACAGUGUUAUCGGCUUCUUUAACACACUUUAUAAACAAUUUAAAUCUUAUCUUACCAAUAGUAUCAAGAGAUUUUUAAGUCUGUAUGUGUGAAUGUUCAUCUAGAGGCUAUAACAUGAAUUAUGGUGUUCCUCAGGGUUCAAUUUUAGGUCCUCUACUUUUUUAUUUUUUGAUGCUACAUCUUGGAAAUGUCAUCAGGGGGCAUGGCAUCAACCUCCAUAGCUAUGCAGAUGACACACAGCUAUAUGUUGCCAUGCUUGAAAAUGACCCAGGGCCAGUUAAUACCCGUUUUAACUGUAUAGUCUAAAUGGCACCAAACUUUUACAGCUUAACCAGGACAAAUCUCAGAUACAGACAAAUCUCAGGUACGGCCUUGCUCUGAGUUAGUGGUCAGAUUUGUUACAAGAACCCGUAAGAGCCCUCAAGUGUCUAAUUAUGCCAAAAGUCCAAACAAAGACUGUUUACAGCCCACAUCUGUGGAACAGUCUACCAAAAGACCUGAGGGUUUUGUCUAUCCCAUGUAUGGGUUAUGGGGUGGGGGGUCUUUUUGUCUAUACUUAUUUUGUUAUUUGUAGUACUUUGUGCAACAGUAUGCUGUUACAAAUACGAUCUGAAUUAAAGUUUAAGAUUAUAAUGUCUUUUUGUGAGGUUGUGAGUCAUCUGCAUAGAGUUGUUACAAUUUGUUUGCUGUAAGCUGCUUGUACCAUCUUUCCUCGGAUAAGUCAAAUUUCAGCUCACAUGCCCGCUACCAGGCAACAAGUCUUUUAAUCCUUGAUCUAUCUUGAAAUAGGAGUCUUCCACCUUAAAUAUUGAGGAUUAAAUGGCAGAUGUAGUUGACUACAGUAAAGCUCUGCAUCCUGCUCUGGGUGCUUUGGAUUAAAGCUUAUAAAGGCCAUUUAAUGGGUGACUUACAUCCCAAAUGGUUGGCUCUCAAUUGUAUUUUUUGUCUCUCCAAGCUAGUAUGAAUCAGAAGGGGAUGCACUCUCAAAUUGAUGAACAACUUAAGUGCUCAGUUAGAUGUUCAUCAAAGCGUGCUUGGUUGAUUUGUCAGCAAGUUCACAGAUAGGUCAGCUCCUUUUUCAGUCCCUCCAGGGUUUUACGGGCUUUGUCUGGGAUUGUUGCAGCCCUCCAUGUCCAAUGUGAAUUUUUCUAUUAAAAAUAUGAUUAAAGGAUAUCCAUGGUCACCAUCAAAAAGCCAUUUAAAGAUGAUUGGGCACAGUCAUUGAUUUAUUGUUAAAGUGUACUGAUCAUUUGAACUUUUAGAUUUUCUCGCCUGUCUUUGGGCUGCUCUACAACUUUAUAACCCACCAGAAGUUGCUUAAAAGUAAGACAAAAACAUUAAAAUAAAAGCAAAAGCCCAAAUUGGAUGGGGAUUGGUUAAAUUUCAACAUCAUCACGUACUAGAACGAGUAACACAGAGCGCAAAUGGCAAAGUUUUCAUAAAUUUACACUAAAAAUCUUCAUCAAACUUUCCUUUCAACUGGAAAUGUGGUAUCAGCAAGUGCGUGGUGGUGAGAAAGAAAGAGAGAGCACCAGAUGGCUGGUGGGAGUGCUUUUUGAGGCUGAAGAUGAUGCAGCUCUAUUCCAGUACAGUAAAAUGAUUGUUGCUCACGCAGUCAGGGGUUUGCAGGGAGGCUGAUUUGUUCAGGCUAUAGCAAAGCCUCGGAAACACAGAGGAUUCCCUGUCUUAAAACCUGUGACAUGGAAAAUCAAGACAAAGAUAAUGUUGUACUUCCCCUUCCUGAGUUGACACAUGAGCCGUGCUUUGAUUAAUCUGCAGUAAUCAUUCCUCUGCUCUCUAGUUUACAUACAUUCAGACAUCUAACUGUUCCCACUUGCUUCCACUUGUGUUACAUCAUUUUAUAUUGACAAUAAAUAAUUUGUCCUGCUUGUUUUCUCUUCCCCCAGGACUAAGACAAACCACUCUGACAUGCAUGUUACAAUCUGAGCCGCCUGUGUGCUUGCAAUCUCUGAUUUGGUUUAUUCCUGUUCAUGCGUGGAUUGAAAUACGAAAGCACUUACAGUCAUUCUGCUUAGGCUGGAACCUUUCUUAUUCCCCUCAGCUUUAGUAGAUCGAGUUUGGCUUCACGGGGGAAAAGACUGGUCUGUUUAAAUAUUAGGGGAGUGGUGCUUUUCUGGAGGAACAGUGGAGGAAGAUUGUGGUUAAAAGGAAAAGUAGCAGUGUUAGAAUAGAGGUCAGAAAGUGAGAUGUAAAAGCCGUGAGCAUCAGCAGCUGUUUAAGAAAUUACCAGAGGACGCAUAUGGAUACAUAACUCAUCAAUUGCUUUUCUUAAGAAACUGGUUAUUCUGAUCAUUUUAUGCUGAGAAGUAUGCAGACUCUAAAAGUCUCAACAUGUUUCAGCUUUAUUGAUGACAUGGAAACCUUUUGGAUGUAGAUGAAAACGCUGCGCAUAUUUCCUGGCUGCAAAGUGGAGAACAUCCUUUGAAAUUGAAUUUACUGCUUCAGGCCCUGUUACAACAAAUUACAGCAAUUUUAUCACAAAAAAUAGCGGCUUUCAUCUCUCCAAGACACUGUUACUGAGCUAAUUUAAAAGCUCCAGCGCUGAAGUGUGCCGACCGGCCCUGCCUGAGUAACCUCAUUCCAGAUGGCAGCUCGCUGAUCAUGCCAGGUCAGCCUCACUCGCCUUUUACCUCAGGCCUAGACACACACGGAAACACACACUAAUAUUAAGAACCUAUGAAGAUGUGCUGUUGAAUUAAAUGCAAUCCAGGAAUCUGUGAGAAGCCUUGAAACAUUGAUUAAAACCUCAGUUGAAAAUUAAUCGAAGGAAAUGAAUCAAGUUGACAUAGUAAUGAGUCGGGACAAAGCUCAGCGUGGCAUUACCAGACUUAAUAUAACAAUGUAAAUCAAGACAACACAAUCCAACUCAGCAUAGUGUUACUAUAUGCAAUAUAACGCAGCGGAAUGCAACCUAAUGUACUUUUAUGUUAUGUGUUGUAAAAUCACAUGGAGUAAUGAAACAUUAUGUAACAUAAUGUGACAUUUCAAGUUACAAGAUAAAACAUGACAUAACUGAAGGUGAUAUAAUAUAACAUAGCGCAACAUCACAUAAUGUAAUGAUACAUAAAGUUACAUGAAAUAACUGGGUGCAACAUACCGUUUUAUAUCCAAAUAAAUUGGUAUACUAUCAACCAUAUUUAUACAGUAUUGCGUAGUAACAAAGUAUUGCAUUGUAUUGUGUUGUGCUGUAUAGUAGUAUUUAUUUUGGUGUCAUAUCUAACUGCAUAUAAUUUUGCCAUUUUAUCUCAUACUUAGUAAAGUAACGCAACAUGUGUUCAGUGUUGUUUUUGGCAGGCAUUUUAGAUUUAGUUUUAGUCUUAGUCAUUUUGACGAAAUGCUUCUUCGUUUUAGUCCCAUUUUAGUCAUUUCUAUCCUUGAUAGUUUUCGUCUAGUUUUAGUCCGACCAAAACUCAAAAGGUUUUCGUCUAGUUUUAGUCGACGUAAAGGUGCCUUUUGAGGUUCGUGGUGUUCUUUCCCGACAGUUUGAAGCAUGAGGAAGCUUUGGCUCCACAACUGUCGUCUGUCUCGUCUCCCCGUCCCGUGUUUUAUUGUCACUUUUAUUUUAUUGUCACUUGAACUGUAUCUGAAGUAGGACCAAAAAUCAUCCCUCUUUUUUCGGCCACCGGGCACCGCUGCUGUGCCUGCCGCCACGGUGUGUGUGUGUGCGCGCCUCGUCCACCUGCCGCUCUGUGUAUGUGAAUGAGUGUGUGCGCGCAGCUGUGCGCGAGCGAGGUUUUUGGUGCGUGUGUGAUGGGGGCGUGACUGUUAGGACAAAAAAAAGCAUGUUUUGAAACUUUGUCCGUCCACCUAAUAACAAUUUAGUCUCGUCUCGUUCUCGUCUGACGAAAAUGAAUAUAAUUUUCGUCACAUUUUAGUCUUUACAGAGCUUUGGUGGCGUUCGUCUUAGUCUCAUUUUCGUCAAGGAAAAAAGGGGUCUGACGUCGUCAUUUAAGUUUUCGUCCUGCCUGACGAAAACAACACUGCAUGUGUUGUAGCAUAACCUAAAGUAACAUGACUAAUGUAAUGUAACAAAACACAACACAAUGUAACAACAUAACACAACUUAUCCCAACAAUACGCAGUAUAACAAUAUUUUACGGGAUGUAAAAAGAAUUAAUGAAACAUAAUGUGAUGUGACGUGACUUUGCGAGACAUAACUUAAUGUAACAUAACAUGUCAUGAUGUAAAGUAACUUAGAGUGGCGUGAUGUCAAGUAGCAUAGAGUGGCGUAACGUAAAGUGACAGAGAGUGGCAUGACAAAGUGACAUAGAAUAGCGUGAUGUAAAGUGGCAUAGAGUGGCGUGACGUAAAGUGACAUAGAGUGGCGUGACAUAGAGUGGCAUGACAUAGAGUAGCGUGACAUAAAGUGGCAUAGAGUGGCGUGUUGUAAAGUGAUAUAGAAUAGCAUGACGUAUAGUGGCAUAGAGUGGUGUGACAUAGAGUAGAGUGACAUAAAGUUGCAUGUAGUGGCAUGAUGUAAAGUGAAAUAGCGUGGCCUGACAUAGAAUAGCAUGACCUAAAGUGGCAUAGAGUGGCGUGACAUAAAGUGGCGUGAUGUAAAGUUAGACGAUGUGAAGUGAUGUGACGUAAGUGACAAAAUGUAAUCAAAAUUAUUAGCGUCAACAGCUUGGUGGUACACUAUUAGAAGGAGCAUGUUGAAGUUAUUCCUCAGAAAUAUAUCAGGUGAUGACUUGCAGAACUGAUUGCAUGUCAGUUUCCCAGCAUUCCCUCUUAAAUGUCCAAAAGUUUGUGUUCUUGACCCCAACUCCUCAGUCUUUGUCUGUCCAAGUGUUCCCAAGAUUCCUCCAAAGGCAAAUUGUACAUUUUUUAUGAAUGAAUGUGAUUGUUGGGUGCUUUCCGAUCUGUGUUUGAAUGUGUAUAAAGCUUGCUUUGAGAGUAGGAAAGUGGUUCAUAAGUUCGUCAGUGUACAGAUUUGUUUCAUGUUUGUGCUUGGGCUGACCCUAAUCAGGUCAGACGGACUUUUGUUACAGCAACAGGGAGCCAAAUACAUCUGUCUGAACAAAUAAAACCCAAGCUUACAGAUUCUUCAGAGGAAAACUGCUGCAGAUAAAAAAAAAUAGUCAUAAAAUUCCUUCUGUGGCUUCAGGGAGAGCUGAACUAAAUCUGAAAAUGCCUCAAGUAGGGCCACAUGAGAGCAGAGGCAGCUUGAGGCUUCUGCUGCUGCUGGCACAACACACUAACAUCUCAAACUCUGCAGUCAAACGUGCAAGUGUAUUGUAAGCCAUAUAUGUUUUCCAGAGAGAAAAUAGUGUAUUUUUCCAGUUACUAAUAAAGUCUUUCAGUAUCAAUGUCACUACUUCAGCUUUUUAAGAGGAUUUAGGAUGCAGAGUCUAAUCUUUAUACUGACCUUGAACCUAAAACCGAGUAUUAACCCUGAAAUAAAUGUUUCACCUUUCAAGAGACGGAUUUUUGUCCACACAUGGGAGCUCAGCGACCAUAAUAUGACUGCGUUAACAGAUUUCUGCCUCACAAAGUCAUGACAUGUAGCACACACACACGUGCACACACACACUGGCGACGUAGUAACUCAAGGCUGUGCUGCAGGACUUUUAUGUUGCAUGUAGGUUAAUGCACACUCUGCCACACUUCCUCUCCUCUGGCUCAAAUAAGCUCUGCAGAGAUGAUGUGUGUGUGUGUGCGGCUGUCGUUAACCCAGAAUUUGAGAGUGUGUGUUUGUGUGUGUGUGUGUGUGUGUGUGUGUGUGUAAGGGGGGGGGGGGGGGGGGGGGUAUUCGGGAUCUAUUUAUGGUAACAAACCAAGUGCUGAUGUCAGACCCCGGAGGAGCAUGGACAUUCAAUGGUGAUACAGUGUGCAUUGUUACUAUGGCAACAAGCUUCUGCUCAUUCAUUAGGGAAGCCAAAUAAAUUAAACAGCAGAUUACAUGCCUAUAGAUGAGUCCUGUGUGAGUAUCAGCGCCUGCUUUGGUGCAUUUCUCAGCCUUUAACGCCAUCAGCAGUGGAAGAAUUGUUCACAGAAGGAACUGAUAGUCAAUAAUAGAUUGAUCAUCUCCAACAAUCCUCAUUUGCACAGUUUUAUGACAGUUAAGCUUCGGGCGAUCUACCUACUCUAUGCAUUUAUUAAUAUAGAAGAUGCCCUGAUCAAUUAUUGAUCUUAGGGGCUGUUCGUCUUUGCUCCGCAGCACUUUUGUUGCCCUGACGCUCUCCUCUGAAGCUAGCCCCCCUGCGAGGAAAAGUCAGAAUGAUAAAACCAUGCUUCCUUUGUCCUCCUGGAGCUCAAUCUGGUUAUUCUGUUUAGGUUUAUCUAAGAGGACUGUGGGGGGAUCAGUUUCUCUGGAGAGGAUGUGACUGUUUUGUGCUCCGGUUUGAAAGAUCUCUUUAUAAGAGGCAAAAUGGGAGUAUUUGAAGCAGCUUUUCUUCUGCUGCAGAGGCUCUGUUUGGAUUUAGUGGUAUAUAAAGACACUGUUAGAUCAACUUGAAAUGAUGUAAAACUAAUGCUCCGUAUUUUAUGGUGAAUUAAAGACAGGAAUGCCUUAAAAAGUUAAUGAGAGUGUGAAAGGCGCUGACUCAUGAAGCAGACUUUGCACUUGCAGAGAGGUCUGUUUCUGUCUUUUUGCACAGCUGCACUGGACACAUCUGACCACUGAACCUUACGUUUGAAAUAUUAAUGGCUUACAUAUAGAUGCUUAAAAAGAUGCAUAUUGCAGCUUUCAUUGCAUUAAGGCUUGCUGCUGUAUAUCUGAAUAACUUCUGCUCCAUAUGCUGUACUUUCUGGGUUAGCAUUGGCAACAUUACUAACUCAGCAAGUCCAUUAGCUGAAACGCAUAUGUUCUAUGAUACAGGGUGCAAAUCUGUAGGUUUCACUCAGUGAGAAAGCUGGUAAGACUUUUUUUAGUGACUAAAAUUGAUCUACUGUUAGGUUAAGCAAUCCACGGACAAAAUGACCGCCAUGGAGAUAUGCAAAGAUGUAGACAAUGUGAAGAGAAAUCACAUGCAAAAAAGAAAUGCAGUAAAUCAAGACAGACAAACGGGAAUACUCCAAGUCUGCAGGGGGCGCUGUGUCUGCUUAGCCUUGUCAAACACUGUAUACGGUAUAUAAGACCAAAAACACUAACGCUUAUAUUGUUUUUGUGAGCUUUAGUGGUUUCUACUGCAAAAUGACAAUCCUUAGCAUGGUACAAACUUGAAUAAGAUGUAGAUGGUCCUUUGAAACAAGGUCUUAUACCAUGUACACCAAACGCAAAUGACUACCCAUCAGAGAGAAACACACAAAACUCAAGGUUCACUGCCGUGGAGUGCUAAUGAAAUCUAACAUUUCAUCAGAGACAGUUGGCCAAAAAUGAACAGGAGAUCCAUUUAAAAAUUAAAGCUGUUGCAAAAGUAUCACCAAUAAAUUGCAUGACAGGGAUUAGUAGACCUGUCUGUCCAGCAUAUAGACUUGGUAUGAAUAGAUAUGUGUAAGAUCCGUGGGACACCUUUGUUGUUUUGUUUAUCAAUCGCUAUGACACAGGCAUUUCGACCAAUCAGUAGCUUAUAUUCCUAUACGAUUAAAAGCUUUUCUUUUUAAAUAUAUAUAUCUCCUGGUAUUCAGAGUCUUCCUGCUCUAUCCUCCUUAAGGUUUUUUUUAUUCUUUUAUAUCAAGCUGAAGCCAAAUGCUUUAUUGGCACUUGUUCCGUGAUUCAUUUCAUCACUGUUUAUGUGUGAGAACCGUUCACUCUGAAGCUGUUGUGCAGCAGCUCACUCUGGUGUGCAAACCUUAAAAGGCUGUGAAGCAGAGGAAGAGGAGGAGGAGGCUAGGGUUGUGUGCUUGUGUGGCGGUAGAUGAGAGGAUGAAGAGGAGGAAGGGGAGAGGAGAUUGGUUUUGACCUCCAGCAGAUGUGAAACACUAAUACUGUAAUACAGCUGGCUGACCACACCGAGGGGGGGAAAUAAUAUUUGUUCCAGUGGAGUAAUUGAAAUUGUAGUGUAGAAAAAGUGAAUUAUAGGUACAGGAAUUGCUUCUUUACUUAUCUUAUAUACACUGAAAAUCUUUUCUGUAAAAUAAGGGUGGUACAAACAAUCAGGCAGCCACACGAGGAGAGAGGAGAGAGGAGAGCAGGUUGAGGAGCAGGAAGAGGAAGGUGUCUCAGCGGUGUAGCGUAUCACGUGGUAAAUAAGUUGCCAUUCUAAUCAAUGCAGCGAAGCAUCCAGGACGGGUAAGCAGUGUCGCAGCAUCGUAUGGAGAGCAGCACUGCUAAAGAUAUGCGGCGAGUCUAUUUUUGCUGCUCUAUGCUUCCAAUGUGCGUCAAUCCAUACAGAGAAGAUCGUUUUGGACAGGAAGUCAAGCACGAAAACUGCGCAUGUCAUCCAGUAUUUCAAAAUAAAACCCCAUAUGCGGACUCCCGUCUGUGUAUCAGUUUGUGUAAAUGAGAAAAACUUUCUGGUUAUGGAUUUAUCAGUAACACAGAACAAUCAGAUGGUCAACUGCUAAUAUCUGUGGACCCCAACAGGACUUUUAACUGCUAACUCUGUCUGAAGGUAAUGGCACAGCAUAUAGGAGCAUAGUUCACAACAGAAACAGAAACUGUAAAAUCACGUUGCUUUUUCACAUACAGUAGCGGCUCAACGGUCAUCGAAUAAUAUCUGAAUUAGUUGGAAAUAGACCACAGAAAGGCAAAACAACCUGUUGUGAGCAUGUUGUUUCCUUUAUACUAAGCCUAGCCGACCAGGGCUGCACUACGUUGUUCCCUUGCUCCAAAUACGCAUCCUGUAUGCAACACCCAAUACCCUGCUUUACAGAGUAAAUACGAAAUGCGCUUAAUAUGGAUCCUGUAUGUUUUCAGCUUUUGCCUGAUAAGAGAGAGGCUGCAGCGAUCAAAAGCGCUUAGGGGCCAACAACCGCCAGACUAAAAAGUGAGAGACUCUGAAUCAUAAUAAACUACAAGCCCAAGUCUUGACGUUAGGAUGGUACACACAAAUAUUCACACACCCAACUGAACAAGACCUCUUGGUGGUAAAAUCUUGUAGCGUGGGCCAAGCUUGAUUUUAUGGGCAAACAACAGCAGACUCCUUUGUAGGCUUUUCGAUGCCUUAAAGGUUCAUAAUUGAAAUAAUAAUAAUAUGAAACAUAUGAAAUAUUUUUCGCCUGAAGCUAGAGUAAAGGAUUAUCCUCCAACACAGAGCUGUUAGUGUGCAUCAUGACACACAGAGUGGAGACUGUGGAGGCAGCUGCAUCUUACUAUAUCAGGAACUCACUCUGCAAUCUGCCAAUGACUCACUUUGGCUGCUCAUGUGGUGGGAAGUGGGUUUUUUUUCUCACAUUGUGCAAAGGAUCUUGAAGUACCAGAGAAACAUUUUGACCAAAUGUGCUGUUUAAUUUCGGAGAUUGAAUGUUAACUUUGCUGCGCAACGAGGAAGUCGGUUUUCAUUUGAGGGAAGUGGAUUAAUUCUGUGCUGCUUUCCUCAUUACUAAAUUGUCAGCAUGCCAUGGUGCAGAGCCUUAUUGCAGGAGGAUAAGAUUUGAUUUGCUAACUAAUGCCAGCUUCUUCAACAACCACUUAUUCAGUUUUUACUCGUAAAAGAAGACCUUUCAUCACCUCCAUGUACUCAUUUGAGAGACUUUUAUUUGGCAAGAACAUCUCUGUUAAAAAAAGAGGAAGUGGGACCGAGGUGUUAGCGAUAAUUGAAAACUAUACAGAGGUCGACAUAAAAGGCCUUAAAAUGUAAAUGAGACUGAAUAAAAAGGGGAGGUGGGAUGUAAUCGAGGGGAGUUCAGCCCCUCCUCCCUGUCCCCUGGGUGUGAUUUUGACAAGGUCAGCACCGCCUUUAACCAUCCCCCGGCUGACAGCCAAACACAUCAGAGCUCCCCAUUGUUCUCCUGAUGUUCAUAUUCACCCGAAUCUUCUCCCUGAAAUUACUCACUCCAACUGUUUCCAUGUGACCUUUGCAAAGUUUCUGAAAGUAACUGAAAAUGAGACAAUUAUCCUUCGGCACAUUAAACCUAAAGAGCCUAUAGCCUCUUUCGGAUACAGACUCUUGACAUUUUCUAAAUAAUUUCUGGUCAUUUAAGGUCCUCAGACACCAAGAAUUUGCAUUUUAUGUAUCUCACAGCAGUUUGUUAGCUCUGUAAAGAAGAAGGACUGUUUUAGGUUUCCCAUAUUGACCGUAUAUAAAGAUAAAUGACCUUCCUUCAAGGGCUGGGCGGUUAAUUGAAUUUCAUUUUAAACUGGCUCCCUAUGAUCAUAAAAAUAAGAUAAUCGAGACAUAACGAUUUCCGUGCUGCUCGCUGUGUUACACUCGUUUUUUCCUUUAUCAGCGGACCUUCCCUUUCUUCCUGCACAGUGGAGUGUCAGCUCAACCCUUUCUCUAAAAAAGCUCUCACUUUCAUGUCAUCACAAUUAGCUCAACUUGAUACACAGCGAGGUUUGGGAGCACGGGAAAGUUGCAGAUCCUGCCAAAGUUCAUCCUCAGGACAUUGUACUACAUCAGUACAAACUAUAAGGCAGUGACAGGUGUAGAGAGGAGAGCAGGAAGAGGAGCAGGAGGAGGCAGGUGUGUGUUUCAGGGACAGAAUGAGCCUGACAAGAGAGAAGCUGUAACAAGCAAACAGCUACUCGGCCAGUAAGUGCCUUUUUCGACUGGUUGAUUAUUACGAACAGCACUGGCUGGUGGUCAAAAUCAUCUAGUCGAAUACUCGGUGAGUGACAUCCAGAAUCUAGCAUGUUUUGUAAGUGCUUGCAUCUUUCUUUGAGCGCCAUCUUCUGGGCAAAAUACUGUAACACAAUGUAAUACCUCUCUGUAUUUUAGACUGGUGUCUUAGUUACUCUUAAGUAAAAAGUGCAGCUCACUUUGAGAUGACACUAAGGCGUUAAAAGUGCAUCUGAAUAGAACAUUUUAUAUAAAUGAAGCUAAAUGUAAUGAAAAAAAAAGUUAAAGUUUGACCAUGUUCAAUCUGUUAAUAUGGAGGAGCUAGGCUCAAUGAUAUAUACUGCAGCAAACCAGGAGGAGCAUCCAAGUUAUGGCUUUACUUUUUAGGAGAUGUUAUGCCAUCAAUCUUUAAAUAAAGUCUAUGGUCACUCACUGCAAUAUGUAAAGAUAUAUUGGCUAUACAAAUACAAGAAUGUUAAACAAUAGCGACAAAUGAGGUUUAGCGGAGUCUGUUUAAGGUUGUUGUGAACAGAUUUGACCUUUUGUGUCCACACAUGCUGCUCUCUGAGGCAGCGUAGAGGAAUUUCCAGGCAGGUGUGAAAGGCCCUUUUGAAUAGUUUUUUUUUUUCUAUGUGUGCAUGCUUCUUUCAUCUGAAUAUCUGAAUAUGAUGUGAGGUAAGUGUUUUAAUUAGAUCCCAAUAAUAGUUCCUAUUUUAUCUACUUAAAUCUCCUCUGAGAGCUGACCCCAGCUCAGGUAACCACCGCUUAACUUCUCCCUUCCCACAGUUAUUAGCUGUCUCGGCACGUCCACAGAGUCCACCUGGAGAACUUAAUCUCCCAGCGGUGACCUACAUAAGGAUGAGGUUUUGGUCUCGUUCUGAUUAAAAAGUUUGCGAUUUAAGUGCCCACCGGUCUGGUCGAAUCAGGUAAAAGUUUUCUUCAAAAGAGCCUUUUCAGGUUCUGAUAACAGCAGGUGUCUGAAGCGCACAGAGAGGCUUUAGUCUUCAUAAGUUCAAUUAUUCACGAGUGUAGCCGUGUAAAAACUGCAUCCUGUCACAGUGAAUUGUAACCUUUAAAGUCGCCACUUCUAUUAAUAGAGCGCCUCACGGCCACAUCAUGAAAAAAUUAAAAUGUCCUUUCAUUUUUUAUUGCCUUUUUUGGACAGUGGACUCAUCUGAGACAUGUCACUGAUUCCUAAAGCCUGGUUUUAACGUAGGCAGCCUCGGCAAAGGAUUUGCAUGUAAUGCAACAAAUGUUUGAAAUGAGUCAUUAUGAGCUGGCAGGGCAGACACUCAACACAGAACACUUAUAAUACAGCCGUCAUAUAAGAGCAAAUCAGAGUACCCUAUCCUCACAAAGAUUCUGGUUUUUAUAUCGAUAAAAAAUCUUAAUUCCCAUUAAACAACUUUUGAAUUUGAAACUGUCAGAUUUAAAAUGAAUCAAAUUUGGUCUAAUGUGCAAAUGCAGCUAGAACCAGUUUUUAAAGAUGAUAAAUUUGACCUUGAAAAAUACGCAGGAUGAGAUUUUCUGCUAAAAGUAUGAAAGCAUGUAGAAGACAUAAAAAGCAAUGAUUAGGGAUGGGAAUUGAUAAGAUUUUAUCAAUCUUGAUGCCAUUAUUGAUUCUGCUUAUCUAUUCAAAUCUUUAACGAUUCCCUUAUCAAUGCCUUUCUUUGAUUUAAAAAAAAAGGAGACUAUAGGUUUUCACCAGUAACUCAAAAUUUUAUUGAGUCUCUGAUAACAGAAAAAGAUUUAUGCCAUCUUCAGUGAGAGUCUCAAAAUAAUCAAACAACAAACUAUUUGUACAGCAUUUACCUCGGUCGGUAUUAAGUUAAAAAUGGGGGGAUUAUAUUGUGGAUCACCAAAAAGAGGACACGACCAUGCAGAGCGGAGUUGCGCAAAAUUUUGAGGGUUUUUCGGGUCAGGGCAAGUGUUUUUUACACGCUUCUAACUCAGUCCAUGCUACACAAACUCAAAACUUCCAUACAAAACCCCGAGACGGAGCAGCAGCUCCUGAUGACCGGCGGAGAGCAUUGAAUACAUAUUUGAUGCUGUGCCCUGUUGACAAAUGUUUAAGCAUGUUGCUGGUGUUUCCACCUCUGCAUAUUAUCACUGCUCGACAAAUGUUGCACGUCGCGCUGUUGUCGUCUUUCUUAGUAAAAUGAAGCCACGCUUAAGAUCGUUUCUGCCUACGUUUCGUACUGUCUGCUAUGUUUUUUUCCUCAAAGUCUCUGUUGCUCUUGCAGGAUUUGUUCAAGGCAUCUGGAAGAAAGGAAUCGUUAAGGGAAUCGUUAAGAUAAAAUGUAAACGAUGUCAAUGGACUGAACCAUUUGGAACCGAUCAAGAACCGGUUCUCGAUUCCCAUUCCUAGCAAUGACUGCUUUGCCCACAGGGGGCGCCAAAAGUCACACAAACAAAAAUUUCCUCUCAGGAGUUUCAUUUUUAAUAUCGUACACCCCUAAAAAGUAUUCUUAUAUACAGGUCAUUGUCUUGUAUGAUUUAACACAUUAGUAUUAUUACCUUGUAUGUCAUCAUCCAUUAUUAACAUUCAAACGUAUGAUUUAGCAUCAGGCUGUGAUAUUUUUCUGUCUUGCCUUGGUUCAUAUCCUACAUCAUCAAACUAUACUUUUAUUUUCAAGUAUAUCAAUUCCUGUAGAUUGUAAGCUACAGAACUAAAAGAAAACAGUUGAUAAACUGUUAGAAAGAAACACAAGCCUCAACCAUGUUUUUGGAACCACAAUAAAUCCUGAAAGUCAGUUAUAAAAUCUGCAGACUCACCUUUCAGAGAGCUGCUGUAGCUAGCCUGAAAGCAGCUGCUACUUCUUCAUCUCUUCUCUGUUUUAUGGCAGGUGGCAUUCAGCAUAUUAACUACUGCUAUAAAGUCACGGUAAAACUAUUUGCUUAUUUUUAGGGUGAUGUCAGUGUUUUAUUCUUUCAAAAAGACGAUUUUUGUCAAUAUCAGUAUACUGCAAAAGCUCUACUCAGGACAACUGGAACAAACAAAACAAUUAGUGACUUGAAGAUGAACAAGACUUUUCCUCUACUCCAAGCUACCCACGAGCCUGACUCCUUGGACAAGGUCUUUUGGUUGCCUAACACAAACUUCAGAAUGAAUUAAAGGAACAUUCUGGUCUUUUAAAUGCUUGAAAAACAAAUCAAAUGUUUUCCCAGAACGCACUUGGAGAGUUUUUAAAAAUACCACUUUAUGAGGUUUCUCUUUGGACUCAGCCUGGAAACAAUGUCAGAACAAUACAGAGGUCUAAAUUUGGCUGCAGUCACGAUGUGUCAACCUACAACAGGCCCCAAAACUGCAUAUAACAGAGUGGAAAUGUGACAAGUCUGCCCUGCAGGAAGUGAACAAGCGAGCGGCUGAAGACAUUCUGAACAAAAGAGAAAAACAGGAAAAUGAGAAAGUAGUGUAGGGGAAAUGGAAAGUGAAAAAUAGCAAGAGAUGAAAGAAAAAUAACAGGAGAUAAUAAGGAGAAGAAGCGAGGAUGGACACACCUGCUGAGCAGAAAUGUACACCCAGGAACCUUAUUUCAUCCCUUUCUUGUGUCUUUUGUUCUCCAUCUCUUGACCUUUAUUACUCCUCCAAACCGGGAUGUCAUUUUUCUUUUCCCCACUGUCAGCACCCUUCAGCAGAGCUCUCACAGACAAGUGCUAUUAUCUCAUUAUCUUAUUAUGGGGAGCGAUUCAGGGCCUUUUAUUCAGCCUGUGACAUUCAGAGAGGCCGGUCACAUUCAUGAGGGCACAGCUGCGUUGGUUUGCAGAUAUGGUCCAGCUCAACAAACACUAAGAUGCAGAGGAGGAGAAGUAGGAGGAGGAAACAGAAUCAGGCAGUGAGGUGCUCAUGUUGCUAAAAAUGUUGAUAAAUGGAGAGCUGAAGGAGAGUUUGAACUUCUACAGACUCCCUCACCCUGGGUCUGUGGGUGUAGAUAUGAUCCUUUGAGCAGACUCAGAGUAAAAGCCUAAAGACUUUCCUCCUGCUGUUUCUUUUAUUGUUGAAUGGUGUCUGAUGGCAAAAAAACUGCUGAAAGAAGCGUUAGAGUGCAGUGCAAAGGAUGAAAAUGAUGAUAAAUGUCUGAUGGUGCCGUCACAUUAGCCUACAGCUUAGUUUAAAGAUGAGGUGUCACAGGCUUGGAGAACUCAAUUUAUCAAAUAUUCAGCGGGGCGAUCACAAACUGGAAAAAGACAGUGAGAGAAAUGUGGUGAUUCCCAACUAUUAAUAUUAAACAGAUUUUAACUCUUUGCUUGCCAUAUAGUUAGAUUUUUGAUUUAUAUCUACAUUCAAACCUGAUUUUUUUUGUGUUUUUACCCAUCAAUAUUAAUAUUACUAUUUUUUAAUCAGAUUUUCAUUUUUUUUCCAUAAUAUUUUACAGAGCAAAUGACAAAUUAUUCAAGAAAAUAUGUCUACAAAUUAGCAAUCAUUAUAAGUGUUGGUUAGAGCUACACUAGACUCUUAUUCUGGGCUGAGAUCCUCCGUAUACUGACAUAAACCAUCUUUUAACAACAAUAAAAUACUGGUAUCCUGCUAAAAUAAGCAUCUGGUAAUACCUAAGCACAGAAAAUAGUUAUUUUCAUUCUUCAAUUCUUUUGAACAGCUGUAUUUUGUGCCUAUGUGCCUCAUGUUUUCAUUGCGGAGGAAAUGCGUCUGACACCUCUCUAUUGGCUGCCCUUACAAACCCCCCCCCAUUGUGUGAUGGGAAAGACUGGGAUAUAACCCCUUCACUGGCAAUAGGUUAAGGAAAUCAAUGAAUGAAUAAAAGAUGUCUCCUCCAGUAAACAAAUUAGCAGUUGGGAGCGGGUAUGUAGGUGUUUGUAUUUCAGAACUUUGACCUGACGAACACGUCUAUGGUUCACUGAAUAAAGAAGCAGACAGAACAAAUGAGAGAGGAGGGGAGGUGCCAGGACGGCGCUCGUAUGGCACAUCCGUCAUCCCCUUGUUAGCAUCUUGGCAUGCAAACACACCGACACACACACACACUCAAUACUAAACAGGCCAGACAGCUUGCUGGGGCAGAUGGCCUCUUGGUGAGGAGCAGCGAGGAGUUCUGCAGAAAGGGUUGGCUUGUUUUGUGAACCAUGACCUCCACACGUCCCUCCCUCUGACUCCGGACAACACGUGCAUGGAGGAGGGAUGGAUGGGAGAUAAGAUCAGUGUGUGUGUGUGUGUGUGUGUGUUUGUGAGGUGGGGGUGGAGUGGUUGUUGUGAAGCGAGGGGAUUAUGCAUACAGUGCACUGACUGUGUGUGGUAGGAGAUUUCCUUUUUAUAUAUAACCAUGGGAAAUAGCCACAGGGAGGACGUUUGAUUUAUAAUCACUAUAAUACAAAGUGAAAUGGUCAUUGUGCACAUACAUCCCCUCAUUGUUAACUACACACUGAGCCCAUGUUUCCUGAUUAUUCACUUAAUCCUAUUUUCUAAACUGUGGUUGUCGCUGUUGUGUUCACAUAAAAGAUCUAGUCCAUUUUGUAGACUUACAAUUAAAACAUCAAAACCAAACCAGAAAUGGAUUAUUCAUCAGGGGAUAAAAUGGGGCCAAACAGCUUAUAUAACGCACAUAAAAGAGAGUAUAAAAGGUAGUAUAUCUUUUUCUCAACAACAUAGGACCUUGUGCUGAAAUGUUAAAGGGCUUGUUCUAGACGUGCAAGACCAUGCCAAUAAAUAAAGUUAUUUUAAUGUUUGGGAAAAGAGAAUCUUCCUGUUCUGAUAACAGGAGCUCAAUUCAAAGAGAAUCUUACACUGUUUUAUUGCAGUUAUGCUCUUAUAUGUGUUUGUCACAAUGCCAGAAAUGGGGCUUCAACACCUAAACCAGAGCUGCCAAGCGUCUCGCUUUGGGUGUGACAGUCACGCAAUUUGACCCAUUCUCACUCCACAUGCCACACUUGACAUUUCUCACGCUUAUACUUCCCAUUCAAUAUAUAUAUUUUUUACGAUAAUAAACUUGGCUUGCCAUAGUUCGAGUAACUCUGAUUGACUGACCGAGAUUACCAAUCCCAAUCCAAUCCAUCAGUCCUUUGUGCCUAAAUUUAACCAACCACGGAAGGCACCACGCAAUGUAAACCAAUCAGAAGCAAUGUAAGGCGGGUCUUGGCGUCUCUUACUAUCUUUCACACACAAAAGUGCCAACAUUUAAAACCCACUUGAUGAUCUCCUGUUCUCCUGAAGACGGACAGUAGGUUAAGACUAGCAGUAGGAGGCCAUAGUGCAGGGAGAGCAGCUGGCAUGGAGGUGAGGACAUCAGUCUUAAGGUAUAAAUUGAUGUUAAAAAAAGGCCAGUUUUUUUUUUUUGCUGAACACAUCAUAACACUUAAGUCUCACUCUUGUCAUUUUCUGAAACUUGGCAGCCCUGCCUAAAACAAGUCUAGUAUCCUGAUACUAAAGUGAUACUCUGAGCCUAAUAGAGAUCAGGCGAUAUCUACAAGUGUUGGUCACAUUUAAAUAUCAGUAUCAUUGAAUAUAUUAUUAAAACCUGCAUUGCAUAUAAAGGUUUUAAUAAGUCAGCAGGUUCACCAUCAGAAUCAGCUCUGUACUCAAAGUAGUCCUAAAGGAGUCCUAAAUCAGCGGCUGAUUGCUCACGGGGAUAGGAUGUGGAGGAAUUCUUUGAGAUGACUCUUUGUUAUCAUUGGUAGUGGACAUGUAGAGGCAGAGGCAUUGCUUUUCUCUCUCUGGAAGUGGAGGCUCAGGCUGAAUAAACACAAAUGACUGACAAGCGCAUAUCUCACUUGGCAAUGACGUCCAACAUGCCCUUUUUGCUAAUACUGCCACCUUGCGGAGAUGGAGGUUUCACUCUCUCAGUUUGGAUUUGCUUCUGUCUCAGUCACUGCCUACCAUGACCAUAUUGAACUAUUUGGCCCACUUUAAAUACCAAAAUCAGGAGGUUUUAAACAAUAUUAUCUGCAAUGAAAGUAGAUAAAAAAGUAAACAGUAAAAGUAGUAUUUUUCAGCAUUCAGUCUCUAAUGUGGCAUUUGUGGCUGUUCUUGCUCUUAUCCUUAAAAAAAUCGCAUUUAUUAUUCUCAAAGUAGAAAUUUAAUCAAGCUUAGACCUGAAAUCUCCGAUGAUCCCAUCGCGACUUUGACCCUUGCUCCGUGCAGCAAACACAGCUGAUAUUUAUGAUUUCUGCAAACAAAAGAGGAGAUCUGCCAGCUUCAUACAGCCUUCUGCCAGCUUCAUACAGCCUUCUGGCUCUGUAUUUGUGUGUGUGUGUGUGUGUGCGUGUGUGUGUGUGUGUGUGUUUAGGGUAGAGGGAGCAGGUGGGAAAUGUGGGUGUGGCGACAGUGAAGAAGAUUCAUCACAGCCUGGUGUGUGUGUGUUUCCUUUGUCCUGUCUUCAACCAGUGACAAAUGUACACACAAACACUAUCUCUGUCUCUCUCUCUCUCUCUCACACACACACACAGACACACACACACACACACACACACACACACGAAUUGGAGGUUAUAUAUCUGAUUGGAAAAGCUGCCUUAUGACUAAGGAGGUGAAUGGGAGUGUUUGGUGAUUUUAUCAUCUGUCGUCUCUGUCUCUGUGCUGUUCUGCCUGAAGACCAUCUGGAUCACUGAUAACUUCUCAUUGUGUCAUUUUUAUAUCUGUUUUGGUACAAUUCAACAAAAGUUAAGAUAUGGCAUUGUUAAGAAAAAACUGAAUUUAUAACUUUGCAUAUUGUAUCAGAAAUGGGCCACAAUGAAUUAAGCACAUUUCUGUUAUUUAAAUGACAAUAUAUACCUAGAUUUGUCAUUUUUUUAAUUAAAAGAAAAAUUUUUUACAUUGUUGGCUGCUGCUGCUCAGUUUGUUUUCAUAUGAAACAAGAUAUUUUGAUAAAAUUUUGUUACAAUUUUGUGUUAACUUCAGAGGUAUCAGUAAAACAAACUGUAGGAUGCGGCAAAAAAAAUCUCAAAAAUUGUACCCAGGAUAAUUUACUAAAAUAUUACUAUUGCAUUCAGUGUAAAAUUAUGGACAACACAAUAGUUUCCCUGAAGUGAAACCAAACAUUUAGAGCUCUCCUUGGUGACUGAUACAGUGCACCAUAAAGCUGUUCCUCCAUGUAAACAGAUGGAAUAUGGCUCUAAAUUGUGUCUUAGAUACUUGUUUCUGAUUAGUUAAAACCCCAUUGCCUGGUGGUAAUCAAUUCUGAGUGGCAAAAGAGACAUCAGGGAUAACCUGAUCACACAGGUCAUAUCAGAUCAAUCCAUUGGAUGAAGAAGUUAAUGUUCUCCUUUACUGAGGUAUAAACUAGCUCUUGGUUUUAAACUUUGUCAAGCCAGUAAAAUCCAGACAAAAAAAAAACAGCUGCAGUUACAAUCAUCCCAGCUAUACUUCAUCCCCAUGAGCAGCUGCAGGACCAAGAUAUAUGUUUUUGCUUCCCAUCCUUUGAUAUGCAAAGUAUCUGAGCAGCACAAAACAGAUAGAAACCAAAAAGCUCAAUUUUGAGGCUCCCAUUCUGUUUUUGGUGCUAGUUAAAGGUCGUAGGAGUUAAUGAGACUCCCACAUGCUCACAUUAUAUGUCUGCAAAUGAUAUGGUGACAAGGUGAGAUUAUUCAGUCAACCAAAUUAGAUGCUGGUUGUCAAACUAAUUUUUGAGUCCUGAGUGUUAGAGCUCUUUGUGGUCUUUCUGACAUAUAAGCUGCAGACAGAGUAUGAAAACAGCUGCUGCUCAUGAUAAAGAGAACAUUUUUUGAAGAUUGUCAAUAUAUGGUACAACCCCAGCGGCCAUUAUUUUUUAAAACAAGGCUGAACAUUCAGGUGAGGUACUUCAAUUGGAGAGAGUAAAUGAGGAAGAAAGAGUGUGAAAUGCAUUAGUGUCACUGCCCCAUUGUAGAAAUUUAGAAGUAAUUGCCAAUGCAAAUGUCUACUUCUUGUCCAGGCACCAAAGGACACAAGAAAGCAGGGGCUGGUCUUUAUUUUAAAGAAAAUGCAGCAACACUUGGUGCCCCUUUGAUUAGCACUGACCAACCACCAGCUAUAACAAAGCAACUAACUACACAAAGUUACACAUGAAAGUCAAGCCAUAGGAGUAACACUCAAACUUUAACGUACCACUCAGAGACACGCAGACUCCUCUUGUUUGAGGUCAGUUCUGGAUCAUAUGUGUAGCUAACUGGCAUGGGUUCUCCUGGGAUGUCAAUACUCGAUUUUAAUUUUCACAGUAUUUGUUUCAGUCUUGAUGCUUUGUAAGAAAGAGUGAAAGUGUUUCCAGUCAUUGACUUCCUAGACUUUAAUCUAGACUGUAAUCUAACCUAGAUUAAGUAAAUCUCCAUUAUUAAGACAAUGCAGGGUCUACCCUGUGAGAGGAGGUCCUGGUGAUUCAGCUCUGGUGAGGAUCAAAUGUAAUCUGAGCAUCCGGAGAAAGUGAUGAGUUCUGCCGGGUCAAAGGAUUACAUAAUCAACCUUUGAGCUAAAGCCUCACAGUCUGCUCUGAUUGUUCACAGUUUGCCGUGCAGGGAGAGAAGCAUCUUUUAUAUAGAAUCACUCAUUAUAAAUACAGUGACGGUGGAUAUUUUUAUAUUGAAGAGCAAUGUCAGAAAUACUCUAAAACCUCUGGACAUGUUUUAAAUUCCUCCAGUUUCUCAAGCAAUUUCCCUUUUUCUUCUCCUCUACACAUAAUUUCCAUCUUCUUGAAAAUGACAGCAGAGUUGUCACGUAAAAAGGGAACAAUGUUCCUCUUUUCAAUUAAGUCUCAACAGUAGAGUUGAAAAAGUCCUGCGGGGUCAUAUCUGGGAUGUUUAUUUGGUUAAUUGGAAGAAAGUUUUAUCUUUUUACUCAUAUAAAACCGUGCCCCGUUAAAGUUACUAGAAAGUUUAUAUGAUGAAGAAGGGUGAGAUCUGGUUGGUGAAUGUUAUGCUCCUUGUUGAUAUUAAGACGAUGAGGAACAACAGUUAAAGAAUUACUUUUUUUUAGCACUUAGGAUAUCAUCAGUGGAUCAAAAGUGUCUUAGAUAUGUUGUAUUGGUGAGGCUGCAUCUUGAGUUUCGAUGAUUAAAGCCACGGCUGAAGUCUUUUUGAAAACUAUCUAACGUGUCUCCAGUCUAAGAGAAGCUAACAUUGUGUUCCUUGGCUAACAGAGACACGUUAACUGCAUUUUCAGUAACAUAUAUGCAGUACACAGUGGGGAAAAUAUCAUGAAAUUUAAGUUUUUGGCAGUUCAAGCCAUUACGUUUUUGUCUUGUUUACAAAAAUAUGACAUGUUUGUCCAAGUUUUCUUUUCUGGUUUAUUUUUAGCUCAUUAUUGUGUCAUCCUCGUGGGAAAAACUGCUGUAAAUGAAGAUUUACCAUCACAGUUUUGGCUAACAACACCAACGCAGAACACUCCAUUAUGAUAUUGAGGAGAUAUCAAUCAAUAUUAUCUUAACCAUUAAAUGUUCUUCUUUCUUUUACUGUCUCUACAGUGCCAACUGUCCCAGGCUCUGAACGGUGUUUCUGACAAAGCUAAAGAUGCCAAGGAGUUCCUGGUUCAACUGAAGAACUUGCUGCAGCAGAUACAGGUAACUGUAACACCUGUAAAUGUCCGUUUAUGUUUAUUAAACUGCUUCUGUAUCGAUUAAUUCAGCUGUCUGGAAGUCAGCUGUACAUGUGUAAACAACAGGAUAGUAUGGAGUGAGUAAUAAAAUAAAGAUACCUGAGAAAUCUUGAGUGUGCUAGUUCAACUUAGUUAUAGCAGUCGAGACUUUAGCCAAUAUGCUGCUUUUUAUAGCUUUACAUGUUAUGAAACUUUAAACUUCUAAUACCUGAAAAGAUUAUUUUAAUUUUUUUUUUUUUUACUUAUAAAUCCACAAGUUUUCGACUGCAAAUUUUAACCUCAAAUUUGAUCAUUAUAUAGAUAUAUUUCACAAACUAAAGGACUUUACAGAUGUCAGAUGUAUGGGUUGGUGACCUUCCUUGAAGUCUUGCUAAGUGUAAAGAUACUUCAAAGAGCCCCCCAGAAAAGCCUAGAAAAAAAUUGGUUUUGGGGUGAUGUUGAUGGACACGAUGGUCCAACAAUAUGGCCCACAGGAGAAAAUACAGUCUGCUGGAAAGAUUUCUCAAUAGAUUGUUUGGAGAAACAGUCCAUCAAAGUGGCGCAGAAACUCCAGCUUCAUCUGCAUCAUUGCUCAGGAUUCCUGAAGUCUCAGGAUCUGCACAUUUGCCAAAGGAUAUUUCCUGGACCCUUGUGAAUUUGAGCUGGCUGUGCAAGACUGACUCAAUACUGGCACCCAUGUCUGAUUAGUUACCUCCACAUGCAGAGUCUUUACAUAAUUUACAUCACUACUGAUGUUGUCUCACACUGAAUGCAUUCUGCUCUGGGGAACCUGCUGCUAAUGGGCAUUAAGCUCCAAAUAAAUCAGCUCCAGAGACACAUUUGGACUCCUCACACAGUGCAGCAGGAGGUAAAUCCACUGAGUCACCAAACUAAAACAAACCAGAUUAACCAAAAAGUGUGUGUGUGUGUGUGUGUGUGUGUGUGUGUGUGUGUGUGUGUGUGUGUGUGUGUGUGUGUGUGUGCUGUUUCUCCUGCAGCCUCUGCCAGUUGUGCACACAGUUUCACACACACACACAGUCUGCUCUGUCAUAUCUCGUCAGCCCCUGCAGCACAAGCAGGCAUUAAGAGUCUUAAACUCGGAGCACUUAUUUGCCCAGUCUGAGAGCCAGAACAGCAGGAGAGCGAUGGGGGGAUAAAGAGAAAGAAAAAGAGUGAGAGUCAUCCUCUUAUAGAUGUGAACUGUGUCAUUCGGCAGAAGAAGCUUGAUUGGAAAUCAGUUUUAUCUGAGACUUCAUCUUGUGAGCUCUGUGCAGGGAUAAAAAAAAACAAACCCUGAGGUUGCAUCUCUUAUUUAGGCCCCAACCCCUCUACUGCAGGUAUUCCUAACAUGAGCAAACCCUUCACAAUAAAAGAGGCUGUUUUGUUUUUAGACCUUUCUGUGUGGUUAUGUUUUUUCCUCUGCAUUUUUAAGACAGUUUCAGAUCAUAGCUGAAAAAUGGAUCUGCUUUUUACUCGUCCAGGUUUUACUAAAUGGUGUUUUUCUGCUUGAAACCAUUUUAUUGAGGCAAGGACGCUGGUCACCAUGGCAACAGUACUAACAUGUGGUCAGGGGAUAUAUGACUCACCUUUUGAAGCGAAGAAGCAGAACUACAUUCACGUUUUUGACAGUUUCCUGUCACAGUUUUCUCCAGGGAUUAUAGGGCUGAGUUAGUUAAAUGUAAAUAUGUUUUUAUUGUAUUUAGAAAAAAAUAAAACAAAACAAAAAAAAAAAAAACUGUUCAUGUGGAGAGCAAAAACAGGUGAAAUGCUCUCAGUCAUAAUGAUAUCCAGGCUCAAUUUAACAACAGUCAUGAUCUCUUUUAAGGCAUUUGAAACACAGGUAUUAACAGUAUUGAUAUUGCACAGAAGUGCUAAUAAAUGUUCACUUUCAUAAUCGUUCAUUUAGCUAUUUUCAUUCAGUUCUGUAACUUAAAAUUUACCUGAAACACUUAACUUCAAAAUAAAAGCAUGUUUUCACAAUGACGGUCCUAACCAUAGACUGUAUAUAGAAUGGACAGAGUCUGCCUCCUCGCUGGGUGAAGCCACUCCGAGAACAGCACCCUCUGUUGAUGGGCUGCAGUAUAGGUCAUAAAUCCUGCUUCCGCCAGCAAAGCUUAUGGGACUGUGGACCAACUUUAGAAAUGUAUUACACAGAACACAAAUGUUUCUCCCCCCAGCUUGCGGUGUUGACAUGUAGUUACAGUAAGACUGGUUUGUGCUCAAGUCCUCUUUUUUCUGUGAAGCUCCGUUUUGAAAAGUUAUUAGGGGGUUCAUGUUUGCUAUGAUUGACACCUGAUACAGCCUAUGGGCGUUCAGGGAUUGCGUCGCUCUCCCGGGGGAUACGCUGUUUGAGCCGAGCGUCAUCACAGCGACUCUCUGCGACUGCGUGGCUGAAUGUGCGCAUCGCUACUGCACAGCGCUGGUUUCAGGAACUGAAGAAAAAUCCCGGAAAUACCGAGAGCUAUUUGGCUUCAAAUCCGUAUACAGGCGGUAGGCGGAACCAAGUUGUCCAUAGUAUAUACAGUCUAUGGUCCUCACCCAUGACUGUAAAAAUGUCAAAAUAAAAGCAUCAAAACCAAUCUGUUCUCUCCAGAAGUUCCUGCCACAUGCCUGUCAACACAGAUAAAACUUUGUUCAUCGUUGACAGACAACUGGAACUUUUAAACUAGUAAAAAUAGUGGAGUGCUGGUUUGACUUCUUCACUUCUAACAUGUAACCAGCAGAGGGGGACAGUAACAUGACUCGGGGUAAAUCAGACGAGGGCAUCCAGUCUAACAAAUAUAACAAAUAUAAAAUAGUUUGUCAGUUCGAUCUCAAAGAAAUAUGUUAUUGCAACAUAUGGCUGUAUUGACAUAUGAUGUAAUAUUAUUUCAGACCCAUUUGGCUGUUCGGAUGUGAGGCAUUUAGAGUGAAUGAAUUUGGUGGAGAGCGUGACUGUAGUGCAAACAGAUGGUAGACAUGAUUAAUUUUUCUCUGCAGUCUAUUAGAAUAAUUACCACUCUGCUGUUUUGUUUGUGUGGUGGAAACAAAAAUAGGACAAGAUGUUGCUUGUAAUUAACAUUUCAGUAACAAACAUAAAGCAGCUCUCUGCUGCUGAAACACAUUAAAAAAAACAUCUAUUUUAAGCGCAGUAACUUUAUUAUUUCUGAGGGGAGCUUAUGAUGAGGAUGACUUUGGGAAACCUUGGCUGAAAAGUGUCAUGCUUAUUUCAUGCCAUAUUAUAAUCUUCUUCUUUUUCCUUUUCAAGUCUUCAGUAAUUUUCUUCUAUGUUUCUGCUUGUGUGUUUUUGUGAAUUUUGCCUCAGGAGAGCGGUGUGGAGUUUGAGGCUUGCCUUGUGGCCCAGUGUGACUCCCUGAUCGAGGCGCUCACCAGACAGAAAGCAAAGCUGCUCACCAAAGUCACCAAGGAGAAGGAGUACAAGCAAAAGGUGGGACGGGUGGUUUCUUACUUUUUCAGUUCCUGUCAAAGAAAAAAAGGGAAAGAGAAGUGUUGCGUUUGUCGACAGGAAAGCUGACGAAAGGACCCCAAUGCAGAUGACUAAGACAGAACUGGUGCAGCUCAGAUAUAUUUACAAAAGGCUUACAGUGAAAGAAGUCAGGGGUCAAUCCAUGGAAGGUUAUCCAGAGCAGGCAUACAAGUUCAAUAUGGAGCAGGCAAGAAUUAAAAACUCAAAGUGGAAUAGGUUUAGGAAAAACAAAAGCAAAAUACUAAGAAAUGCAUGAAGGGAAAAAAAGACAAACUGGCAAAGAGGCAGGAGCACACACACUCUAAUUUUAUUAUUGAGAUUUGCUCUGCAGCUGCCUCUACAAAAAUACCCAUUUUGCAUGCAGUAUGCAUAGUUGUGAAAUAAAACUGGACCUUCAACUCAAUCCUGUUGCUUGUAUUUCAGUCUGUUUAAAAAACUACUUGCAUAUACCUCAUCUUACUUGUUUAGCAGACACAGAUUGUUUUGCAUCUCCUUAGUUAAGAUAAGAUAAGAAGAACUUUAUUAAUCCCCUAAGGGAAAUUCAAUUUACACAAGAAGUUGUCUUUACCUAAAUUUUCUUUUUGUUUCAGCUUUGAAACCAGACAUAAAUCACUGUGUUUUCAAACUGGUAAGGCAGACAGCUCAUGUUUCUUGCAGCAGAAGCAACAAAAAAAUUGUCUGUGUUUGUGCAUUCAGGCUCUGUCCUCCUCAUUCCUUGCAGUUUCACUUUAACAUGCAGAAACUUCAGAGUGAUGAUACAAUAGCUUAAACUCCUUAGUUUGAGGCUGCAGGUGGAUGCUGGAGUGUUGAUGGGGCUUAAAAUUUCAGUGCAGCACAGUCUGGCUGGGGUAGCAACAGCAAGCAGACAGAGAUUGGAUAUCUUGCAGCUUAUAUUAGGGAUGUGUUUGUCAUGCAAUUAUGACAGUGAGGCAUGUGAAGUACAAAAUCACUGCAGCCUGAGUUGCCUGCCCGAAUAAGCUCCCAGGCUUCACUGAUUAUUUUUUGCACAGCUGCAGAUGCAUUUCUUUGACUGAGAAACAGACAAAGCUGUGGAUCAUAACCCCCAAAGAGCUUGUUUUGUACUAUACUGCAAAGUGUGACAAGGUGUUAGAAUCUCUGGUUUUAGGACAUUUGACUCACUACCCAUUGUUUUACAGAAUAUUUCGAUUAGUGCAGAGUCUGCAGAAUAAAACAAAAACUUUCGUGCAAGAGGUCCAAUUCUGGCAGAUAUCCGAAGGAUCACAGUGAGCUCUUUGACUUUUGAAAGAAGCUGGUUAGACGUUUUUUUCUGGGGCUCUCGGUCUGAAUCACUAAAACAGUGAUUUCUGUCCAACAGUCCGGUUUUUACUCCCCUUAGUAAAUCCUCUACAGGGGUUUUCCUAAGUCUUAGUGUAUCACAUGGACUCCUGCCCAGCCUCAACGUGUCCACCGACCGACUGACCGUCUGGCUGGUUGGUGGCGGCAGCAAGGAGAAGUUGGGGGAAGGUUGGACGGAAGCCUCUAAGGACAGCUGUUGCCAUUAUCUGCAGGCUGGGGAUUGAGAUUGAGCCAAGGGGCAAAGAGAUGGAGGCUGCAACAAAGCUUGGACAGAAGAAGAAUGGCCGCCUUUUUGUUGACUGAAGAUAAAAUAUGAAACAUUUUUCAAACCAACAAAAAUCAGGAGAGUGUUUCUCUCCAGCUGAUUUCAUCACAGACUCUUAUUGAUGUGGAGACAAAAGAAAACAGACAACUAGAGGCUUAACUGAUCUGACUGGAAACCAAAAUCUGAGAGCCAAAGAAACAGCACGUUAUUAUACCAAACCCUUGAUUUUUAAUCCCAAGAAAUUAAAGAUAAAAUAAUAAUCGGACCAUGUCCUGUAUUAUUUUAGUAGAAGUAUAUAUGCAGACAACUCUGAAUGAACACAAACACAACUUUGAAUUGUAGGAAUAAUGUUAUGUCACUGCGGUUUCAGGAGAGCUGAACUCUUCCUUUCAGGGUUUCCAAAGGAUAGAGCAAGCAAUAAAAAAGACAAUCUAUUUCAGUAAAAUUUAAUAUUUUCUGACUGUGAACUUUGCCCGCUUUCCCAUUUUUCUAAAGCAGUCACAUGCCUUUAAUCUGUUUUUGUAGAUACAGCUGCAGCCAGAUGCAAAAAACCCAAAACAAAACAAAAACAAAUAAAUCUAAGGAUUGUGUCCGCAGUGAAAGAAAGGCAGAUGUUCCUAAAAAUGAGAAAAGCCAGAGUGUAAUCCUUUUAGAGGGACACAUUUUGUUUUUUUCCAACAAAGAACAAACAGAAGUUUAAAGAAAAAGAUCUUUAAAAGCAGCAGUUUAAGGCAGUAUACUACGAAACUUAAACAUCUCUUCUGAUUAUUACGAUACAGCUUCAACAGUAAGGCACUGACUUGUCUUAGUGUAGCCAUCAUGGUUAUUAAAAUAAGCUCAGGUCCACAUUGAGACCAGUAACAGAGAUUUAUUAUACUCGUCUUAUUCUUGUUCUGUACAUAUGCGUGCAGCACUGACACAAAGAGAGAACAUGAGUGUGUUAGUGUGUCACAGGGUCAUGUUGUUGCUCUUAUCUGAGUCAGUUAAAGGUCUGUACCAGACACGUACAGUACAUUAACAGCUAUGCUAUAUCUAUGAGGACCCUUUUUAAAUGGAUGCAUUCCCAUCUCCCUAUCAUAAAUUGACUUCUCUCAUACUCUUCCCCCAUCUCAGUCAAAGAUGUGGUUGCCUUGUGGUUAUUGUCUCUUUUUGCAUUUCUUGUAUUAUUCUGUAAUCUACUUAAUCUUUAAAUUUGAGUAUCCUCAGAUGAAUGAAUGAUGGAUUAGUUGGUGCAUGGUAAAAGGUUUUUGGGUCCAAUCCAUAUGGCCUUCUUUUGCAGUACCAAAUAGAGUUUCUUUUAUAAGUAUUUCCCCAAACCUCUUCACAGGAGGUCAUGUGUGUACAAUGACUGAAUAGUAGAGAAGGUACAAAGAAUGCAAAGUGUGACAUGUUGACUGUGGUGUGGUUAAUGUGUGAUUUCCAGAUUAGUUUAUUGCUUAAUGUCUCUCCUAAAAUUUUGCUCCAAGCACUGGUUCAAUAUUAAUCUUUUACUUCAAUUUUCCUAUGAACGUUUGAAGCCCAAUUUCCAAGACUUAAACAUUUACUAAGUUGAAGUGAUAAUGAAUUAACAUCAAAUCAUUUUGUAUUGUUUUUAGUCCUUUCCUUGAAAUUUAAUAUGAUUAAUAUUCAGUAGUCCGAAUACUGAACCCUGUUGCACCCCUCAUCUUCAGAAGUCUGGGAUUCAAGUUAUUAAAAUGCACACACUGAUACCUGUCUUCCACAUUAUUGGUUAACCGAUUAAGGGUCAGUCCUCUGAUACUAUAUCUUUGUAAUUUAGAUGAGGAUAAUAAAUGAUGUCAAAGGCCAUUUGUAAAUUAAAAAACAUCUCUAUUGUAUAAUCAUUCUGAAAAACACAAUACUAUCAGUUUCAUCAGUAAUUAUUCUUUCAUGCAUGCAAAUUUGAUGGAGUGCCCUUUUAAUUUGCAAGCCACAGAGAAAGACGAACACAUUAAAAAAAGCUGUAACCUUGAAACAGAGAGUGGAAGCCAGUUACAUACAAUCCAAAAGAUCCUCACUUUGAAGGUCUAUAAUGGUCCUCACAAAGAUACACACCCAAGCAAACACACACUCAUAUAUGCUGUAGUCUGAGCCAUAAUCCUACAGCUGAUGGAUUAAUCUCCAUAUCUCUCUAAUGCAUAAAAAUGAGUCUGUGUCUGAGUCUUUCUAUGAAUGAGAUUAGAGGUCAAACGUCCUCUGUUAGUCAAGUUAGAAGCCGAUAAUAUGGAUGUUCUUAUUCCUAUAUUGCACAGAUCACAAAGAAAAUACUUGUGCUAAAACUUAAAGGUAUAUUUAAAUCCCUGUUUGGUUGAAUUUAAUGGAAAUACUAAAAGAAAAAAGUAGAUUAAAAAUUGGGUACAAGAGCUUCAUAUUACAAGCUGCAGAUUGAGGCGAAAGCUUUGAGUAAAAAUGCAUUUGAAGAGACAACAUAGACACAAAAUGAAGCGCAUUUAAAAGAUGUGAUAAGCAUUUUUUUUUCCUUUUUCAACACUGUAUUAAAAGCCCUGCAUCACGGUUUAUGACUGCUCAAGCCUAAAAAAAACACAGAAAAUGGGAACAAACAACCAAAACGACGGCCUUACCUGACCUGGGAAAAGCCUCAGAGUGGGACAAAGAGACUGUGAAUCACAUUAGCACCAUGUCUGCUGUCUGGGCUUGCACUGACAUGUGUAUAUAUCUGCACCCCCCCAAAUUCAUUUGAGAUGCAUGUGGAACACAUUGAAAGAUCGUCUCUGGUCUGUAGGAGCGUGUAGGAGGGGAGCUGAUGUACGUUUCAGCGGGACGGAGGGAAAUUGAAAUAAAUCUUGAGAUUUAUUCAGGCUUCACGCUUCACACUUCAUGUUGUUUACACAUGCGAUAAGAGCUGAGCUUUACCAAGAUGAAGUGGAAAACUGGUUUGGUCUCUGUGAAUAAUUUCUGUGUCUGUGUGUAUUUUGGUGAAUAUAGCUGAAAGGAAGUGUAACAUACCGAGAGAACAGUCACGAUUUCUCUGACUGUUUUCCUCAAAUCACCCAUGUGACUCAUUCUGUAGCACUCAGACUCAUGAGUCCACUCAGUACCACACAGAAGUUUGUGUAGAUGAUGUUGAUGUACAGGUGCAUCUAAAAAAUUACAGCUGAUGAACAAUGAAACAACAUGGUAUCUCGUCAAACAAAGCAGAUUCAAGGACUUGGAAUUUGGAGAGCUGGAGUCAGAGCAUCAAGGGCCACCACACACUGCGGCUUAGAAGAAAAAGCCCUGAACAACUGCUCACUAGUCCUAAGUCCUGUUUUCAGAAGAAAGUCAGAAAUCAAGGUCCCAGAGUCUGGAGGAAGAUCGCAGAAGCCUGGAAUCCAUUUGGGAGGUCAUGUCAUGUUGGUCCUCUGUGUUUCAUCAAGUCCAGAAUCAAGCAGCCUAAAGUCUACCAGGAGAUUUUAGAGACCGUCAUGCUUCCAUCUGCUAAGAAGCUUCAUGGAGAUACAGCAGGACCUGGCACCUGCACACAGCGCCAAAACUACCAGAAACUAGUUAAGGGACCAUGGUGUUACUGCUAUUGAUUGGCCAGCUUGCCUGACCUGAACCUCAUAGAGACUGAGUCCAUAAAUGAACAUAUAUUUUUGUAGAUGGUUGACAUAUCUGCAUAAGUAAUCCUUUUUUUUUUUGUAAUACUGUAAUAUUUUGAGAUAGAUGAUGUUUAGAUAAGUUUUGUUAGCUGUAAUCAUCAAAAUUCAAACUAAAGAAAUCUUGAAAUAUUUAACUUACUCUGUGACAAAUCCAGAAUAUUUACAUGUUUCUAUGAAUUAAAUUAUGUGAAAAACAUGAAAAAUGUCAUAAUAUUCCUGUUAUUUAAGAUGUACCUGUAGGACUGACUGAGCUACAAAUGUUUGACAGGUUUAUGAUGAGACAUGUCAGAAUCCAUAACUCCUGCUCUGUUAUGACUGUCCUCUGGCCCAAACUCACAGAGUAGCAUAAACAACCACUGUCACCCCUUAAAUAUCAGGGAUUUAAUGCUAGAAGCUUAUCAGAAGGAGAUAUACAGUAGAUGGUUUCUACAAACGUAUGAAUUUAAGUUUUGUUUCCUUUUUUUGCUGGAGUCCACAUGGACAGGACAAACACACUUACUCGGUUGGUUGUUUUCAUCCUCUUUAUGCCCUUCAUAUUUUUAUUUAAACAGCAGUUGAUGGGUGAAUAAUUAACUUUGAUCUCAUUAACCAUCAAAUUAACGAGAGACUAAUUAGCGAGACUCCAUCUAAUUAACUCUCUGAUUCAUGACGACAACCGUUUGGUUGACCAUGUAAUUAAUUCUCUUGGAUUGACCACAAUGUGAGGAGUUUUCUUUCAAGGCUUUUGCUAAACCUUUAGGCCGUUGAUGCAUCUAUAGUGUGCAUAAACAUACAUGUUCUGCACCUUUUAGCAUGUAUCAGGUAUGCUAUAGUUAGGUUGACCAUAUUCUUGUAACCAAAAACCAGGACUCAGCCCGGCAAUAAGAUUGUCUUUAACCCUUUAAUGCCUGACACCACAAAUUAUGGCCAGAAAAUUCAAAAAAUUUUUGGAGCUUUAAUGUUUAUUUCACUUACUACUGAAAACAAAAUUUCCUUAAAAUUUAACAAAUAUAUUUAUUUAUCUUGUUUGAUACAUUAGAUGUUUUUGGAAACUGAUAAACUAAAAGAGGACAUGUUUAUCAUUUAUCAGACUGUAUUCAGUUGUUUUUUUAGUGAUUUGUUGACCAUACUGAUUUGAUAGAAGUAUAUAAAAGUAUGUAUCAAAUAUGAUACAAAAGGCAUUAAAGGGAUAUGUUUAGUUUUCUUCUUCAUCCUAGUGGCCCAAUGACAAACAAUGAAAACAAGGACAUUUUGAUCACUUUAUAAAAACAACCUGGACAGGAUUUAAAAAAACGGGACAUGUCCUGGGAGAACAGGAUGCUAGCUUUAGUCAACUUUUUUUUUAAGAUUAUUGGUCAUGCAGGAAAAACAGGAUGUAAACAAGUUGGUGAAAGUUCGCUGAGUUUCAAUCAGCCUUGAGGUAAAGCUGGAGACAGCCAUCUGAAUCUCAUUUCACUCAAAGUUCAUGCAAAUAGCAUGAAGUAUCUGAUGUUCGCACAUGUGAGAUGUUCAAAGACGAGGAUGUGAGAAAAAAAGUCCCCCGUCUCCCACUGAUCUUCCCCUUAUUUUCAUGUUGCAUCACUUUGAAACAGAGCUCUUGGAGCCUAUAGAGGUUUUUUCAUGUUGAUAUUUAUAUACAUGCCAGUUUUUGAUGCAUGCACAUUUUGCGCCUGCCAAAUCCCAACUUGUGCUGUUCCAGUCAGUUGUAGCCACCUAAUCCUCAGCCAGAAACACACCUGCUCCAAAUUCCCUAAUUUUUCUCCUAGGCUGCGAUCCAAUAGUGGAAGAAAAAGUCCAAAAAUGACUGUUCUUCCUACGCCCGGAUGGAAAAUGUCAACAGCUCAGGCAGAGCUUUAAGGGACUUAAAGAGGAACAAGCAAUCUGAGAAAAUCCUGCUAUACUAACAUUAAAUGUAUGCUGCUUAAGUGGUCUGUCCUGCUGAAACUACAGUGAUCUCCAGUGUUUACUGUGCUUAACAGGAUAAGAAUGAAAGCACCACAGACCCUCUCUUGACAUAUUGAAGCUGCUCUUUUCAUGGCUGCCACUUCUGGAUCAUGUCACUCAGUUGGAGGUCUUUCUAAGCAAAGUAGACAAGCAGAAAAUUGGUGUAGCUUCCCGUCCAACAUUUACUAUGCUCUUUAAAGGGAUAUUUCUCAAUCAUACAUUUCUGCACAAUCUCCUUUUUCUGUUUUUUUAUUGUUUUGGAAACUCCUCUUACAACUGUUUUAUGGUCUGGUUUAUACAGCUCCGCCUACACUUUGCCUAAACCCCUAUCGAGCGGCUCACAUAGUUUGAGUCUUUUUAUCUGCUCUCAGACUCUUCUAUUUUGCCUCUUCCUACUCUUUGGACUUGUUCACUUAUUUUUUUUGGCUGUGCUCCAUUUGGUCAUGCUUGAGAUAAGGGCGGGGAAUCCUGUUUAAGCAAAGUGCAGGCUGCAUUAGAGGCGUUCGGUGUGAUGUCAGAUCUCUGUUAGCUGAUUAUCAAGCAGCAGGAGGUAGAAGAGAUGCUGUGACACAAUGUAAUCUCUUUACAGAUUGUAAGUGAUGGCUUAAACUCUGCAGAUUUAGUCCAUAUGUGACAGAAAGUUGGAAGAACUCAGUCUGGAUAAUUUGCCAUAUCCUUGUAUCCUCAUUAUAUACUUUUUUUUUUUUUGCAUUUUCCUUGAUCCACAUUGAAAUAAUCUUGUUUUUCUAGGAUGUAAAUCAAACUCAACAGCUUCCUGCCCAGUCAUUUCCAGUAAAAAUGAACCCCUCCUACUCUUUGUCUUUCACAGGUGGUACGAGACCAGAUCACCCACUGCACCAUGAAGCUACGUCAAACCACCGGCAUGAUGGAGUACUGCCUGGAGGUCCUCAAAGAGAAUGAUCCCAGUGGAUUCCUACAGGUAUCUGGUCUGAUUGGUCUCAGUUUCAGACGUCCCUCUCAGUAUGUGCAUGUCUCAAAUGGUGGUCUGCAUAGAAACUGUGAUGGAGAUCUCAUUUAAUGCAGUGGAAGUUUGAUUUCUUUUCUUUGUUUGGGGUAAGUUGAAUAUUUUGCUUUCAAGUAUGAAAAGUUCUGACAAGCUGUCAGAUCACAAGCAAAAAAUCAGACCCUUCUCUGGCAGCGUUUCAUGAUGUUAUAAAAGAAACCUAUAUGUGAGCUUUGAGAUUCAUUGCUAUUUAAAAAAGAUGUAAAACAAGAAUCAGUGGAGCUCUGUGGGGCAAAGGGGAAAUGGUCUCAGGCUCCAGGACGCUGGAUCAGUUUUUUGGUUUAUGUCUCCUCUGGGAAAUUGCAGAUCUUUGUGUAGAGUUCAUAAGAAAGUAACUUAAAUGUAAAAUUGCAGAGCUCACAAGCAGAGGUCUUGCUGGUUAUUAAAAAUAUUCUGAAGUAUUUACGACCAAAAAUGUAAAUUUGUAGGUUAAAAAGAUGGAGAGGAAAUGAGCUCUGCAGGGUGCCUCUGAUGUUUCUAGAGCCGGUGCAGAUAAAACAUCCGGAGGAGGGACACACUGAAACACACAGACACACCAAGAUGGGAGGCAUCAGAUUUGUUUGACUAAUUCUGCAACAUCUGGUCUAUUUUUAAUUGGCCUGGCGUGUUUAGCUAACCCAGACUCAGAUGUUUAAUGGCUGAUCAAUUAUAACUGAUCUGGGCAGGUAAAGUCAAACUGGGUCAUAUACAUGUGCACCUGAGAAAAAGCACAUAGAUUUAAGCCUUCAGCUCAGUUUGAGCAACAGAAAAUCCCUUGACACUUUGUAAGACCUUGAAAACCUGUUGGUUUGUUUAUAUUCCAGUUUUAUGAAUAUUUACCACCAUGUGUUUUUCUGCUGCUGUUCUGAGUUUCAUUGGCUUUUGAUUUUAUCCGUUUUUUUUAACCUGUGUGCUGAUCUGUAAUAACACGUGUUUAUGUGACACUGUCCAAUGAAAAGUCAAAAAAGUGUCUUCACAUUUCAUUUAUUGGAGUUUGGUGUCCAACUGAUCCCAAAAUAUACAUUAAACCCAGUAAAUGGACAUUGAAAAAUGUGCCGGUAGAUCAUUGGGCUACGACUAUACCCUCGGUCAAACAGGAUCUCUUCUGUGAUACUCAAAAUGCCUCUUGCUCCUGUACUCUUCUUUGUGGGGGGUACCUCUGGGGUCUGUUUUGGGUCCUGUGUUGGUUACAGUUUACAAUAGGGUGACCAUACGUCCUUUUUUACCCACACAUGUCUUCUUUUAUGGGGGCUUUCCAGCCUGUCCGGCCUUGUCCGGGGGAGUUUAUAAAAUCCUUCAAAUGUGCGGGGCUUUGUAUGGAAGUUUUGAGUUUGUGUUGCCUGGACUUACUGUGUUAGAAACACGUAAAAAACACUCGACCCAAAAAAUUUACUACGUGUGACACCGUGACUCCGCCCCCGGGAUUCAGAAAAUUGUCACCCUAGUUUACAAGCUUCACUUAGGAACGCAGCUUAGACUUUCAGUGUUAUGCAGAUGACACACAGAAGUCACAGUAUCAUAGACCAUGUAUCAUAUGGUAUGGUAUGGUAUUGUAUCAUAUUGUAUUGUAUAAGGACCUGCUUCUUCACGCAGGGAAAAACACUGAUGACUUAGGGUACGUUAAACCUCUCAAAGACCCCUAGUAGUUGCUAUGGUGUAUGAAUUAAAGGGGGGGGGGAAUCUGGUGUCUCUGUUACUGUUAAUGAAUCAUAUCUUAUUGUAGAGAGAGAGUGGGAGAGGAAUAGAGUAAAGUGGGAGGGAGAGAUGAAACAGAGAUCAAAAACACUCCUUAGGGACUAGCACACUCAUACACACACACACACACACACACACACACAAACUCUUACACACAUGCACGCAUGCACGCACACAUGCACACACACACACACACACACACACACACACACACACACACACACACACACACACACACACACACACACACACACACAAGCUCUUGCCUCCAUCUCAUCUGAAUAUUUUAUGACGUAUUGAUUAGAGGGCUUUUUAUGGUUGCAGAAGCCUAAAUCAUACUUAGAGGCUUUUAGGAAAUCAAAGGUGGAUAUUAGGGAUAAAUUUAAGAUCAGAGACUCAAUCCAGCUAAUCUGGAAAGGGUAAAGAAGCUAAAUGAAGCAAUUUAGGUUUUAGUGCUUCAGGAUGGGUCUCUAAAUCCUCUGCUUAUUUUUUUGCCUUUAAAGAGAUAGUGAUCUUUUUUUUUUGCUGCUGAGUGCAAUUUUUAACGUAAUGUAUUCACUUAGGCUUUUUUCUCAUCCUGAGGCAGUGGAGCUCCCACCAGCGAGGGGUCUAAUUCUUAUCCUUAAAUAUUUGAACUGCAUUAAUGCGUGCCUCAUUUGGCUUGUCAGACACAAUGUAAUGGAGCUGGCCUAAUGGAGCACAUCCUAUAACGGAGGAGCCGUUCUGCAUGCAGGGAGGCUAUCUCUGCAGACAUUCAUAUAUACUGUAGAUAUUAAAUUACUGCUCUAUAUCCUCUUCUUCUAUCACUGUGCAGAUCUACCUCUAUGUUUAUUGACCUGUUUUGACCUUGAACUUCAUGAUGAAUACACGUCUGUCUCCAGAUAUCUGAUGCUCUGAUAAAGAGGGUGACAUCAUCCCAGGACCAGUGGGUGAAAGGGGCCCUGGAGCCAAAAGUGUGCCCUGAGUUUGACCUCAGCCUCAACACAGACACACUGCUGCAGAUGAUCCUGCAGCUGGACUUCUGCCAGGGCAAAGGUAAAGGCAGAAAAACACAAACUUUACACUUUUGUACCUUAUGAAAGAACACGUUUAUAAACUUAAGUGUGUUUGCCGGGAACACAAGAUUGGAAAUAUAAAAAAUGAACUGAACUUGGACUCUGAAGACUGCCCUCGCCCCAUAAAUAAAUCAGCUUAAAAAACAGAAACAUACACAAACAAGCUUGACCUGAAAUAAAGAAAAACUCCCGCUGAUGGCGUGAUCAACAGCCCAGAAACAACAUUUUAUCUCUGAUUAUCUUCCCUGCUGACGUUUCUUUAAGAUGCACAACUGAUCAGAUAUUCAUCUGCUGUUUCUACCCAGCAAUCAUCCAUGUGCAUGAGUAAACACUUGGUACUUUAAAUUCAUUGUGCUGCACUCUUAAGAGGUUACCCAGAUGUAUUGUUAAUGUACACUGAAUAUGUAAUCAGCAGCUUUAAUUUCAAUACUGCCCCUCUGAGAUCAGCUGUUUCCCUCUUCAGAUACAUACCUUCACUGAAACAUCCAUACUGCCUCGUAUUCAUUUCCAAUGUAAAACCAUGUUGCUUAAUGAGUUUGUAUUACAGUAUUUAUUUAAAACACAUAGAGGUCCAUUACAAACUCAUUAAAAAUGUGUUUUAUACAAUCAUUACAUAAUUAUGAUCAGUUUAGUACUGGGAUAAUGGGAUUAUGCACUCAUAAUAGAUUAAUGAUAUUCCUACCAGUAUAAGGCUUUAUGUUCCCCCUGAGGGCCUCCUCUAGUCAGCUGCUGUACUUCAAAGAUUUCGUAUCUACCUCUUUUAUCGCCAGAUCUCAACCUUUAAUGACAAAUCCAUAAACACAGUGACCCGUUAGCAGGUCCUGACCCCACAGCGAUCUUAAAUCAAGGGAGAGUCUCUCCAGUUUGAGCUCCAGUCCUGUAAGAGUAUGGGAAUUGGACUUUGGUCGUCCCUGCUUUGUUCUCAACGUUUCCCCACAGUCACAUCCCGCUCAUGAUGUGAACAAAGCGACGAAGUUUAAAGAUAGACCGUUUGAUUUCAGGUCUUUGAAGCAAAGGCUUUGACAUCCCGAGCAGAGGCAGAGUAUGGGGCGCGUCCUCAUUCACAAGCUGCUUUAAAUUAUUUGCAGUUAUUAUCAACGCCAGUCUGAAGUGAAUCGUGUUUUUUAAGAAAUCUGGAUGUUCUCUGUGUUCAUCAAAAAGUUACUUUGGCUGAGAUAAAAUAUGACAUGUGCCUCUCUUUAAUCUCAAAUAUACAGAAAGUUUUGAAGGAAAUUUUUCGGGAAGAAAUAUUAAAUAAAGUAUUCUCCCUUUCUUCCAAAAUCUGAUCCAAAAUGUCAUUGUCAUAUUUACUUACUUGGCUUGACGUUUAAGGUAGAAUUCAUGACAUUUAAGUUGGUUUCAAGAUGCAGACUAAGAAUGGAGAGCUAACUCUAAAAUAAGAAACUGGUUUUAGAAUUACAACCUCUUAAAAUGUUUUAUGUCAGUAUCCACUCAGUUAACAUUAGACAUAGAUGUCCCUAGUGAUGGUUAAAACACUGAUGCGUAUAAAGUUGAAAUUUAAUAGCACUCAAAAAAAAAUCUGCACUCAUCAUUAAUGCUGCCUUCAUGUUUGUACUUACAAGGGCCUGUGUACACGGACAUAUUUUGUGUUAGGGAUGCCCCUCUCAGAGUGCUCUUCACCUGUACUUAUUAUUAAUGCUGUCUAACAGUAUGUCCUUUCACCAGAGUUACAGUGUUAGAUACAUAUGACCCAUUAGAAGUAUGAAUUUCUUGAUUUUGACUGGUCAGUAGGGAAGAAGUGACAGUGACGAGUGUGGUGGAUAUCCAAAGGUUAAUCUAUCUUUGUUUCUUGUUAUUGCAGCAUUUUCUUCCUUUUUGUCAGAAAUGUAUGUAUAUAUGCAGAUGAUACCAUAUUAUACAUUCAUAAAGCUUGAACAGUGUUUACUUGAUUAUUUAGAAUUAUUUACAAACAGAGUAGUCUUUUUUGAAAUAGAAAUACCAAUUAAGACAUUUUGAUUAUGAUAAAAAGUUAAUAACUUGUAGAUUUGUUUCAUUAAGUGUGACUUUUGCCACUGUUUUGCCAUUUAGCCAAUGAAACCCACUCUUUUCCUUAGAAUUUUGUUGCCAUCAGUCUCAGUUGUCCACUGAUCCUCCUACUUUUACGCCUUCUUCUGUCUAUAUGCUUUUGUAUUUAAACAUCCAAACCAACGUCAUAUUUCCAGAUAUACAGGAGAUUCCAUUAUUGAAACAAAUGCAGGCAGCAGGCAGUGAUGAGGCUGACAUGGAGGCAGACAGCCCAGGAGGUAUUUCAGAGACUUUUCAUCGUAAACCUACGUUUCCUCCCUGAGUUUAUUUCAUCACUCCUUCCUCCUCCCUCAGCCCUGAAAGUCCUCACGGACAAUCUGCUUGGACACUCACUGGUCUUUCUGUCCCACAGCGUCUACCUGGUCUUCCUCCUCUGCAUGGUUACUGUUUUUCCAGGUCCUCUCCAAUGAACGGCACAUUUACAGAGUAGUUCUGCUUUCAGUGAAGGAUAGCGCUAUAAGAGCUACAAUUUCAGAAAUUUGUCACCUGAAGUACUUCUGUACUUCCAGUGUGAAUAACUUUGCCACCUUUUUCCACAAAAGUUCUUAUUCCUCUUUAAAAUACCAUCUGGAAGUAUAAUUGUUUCCGCUGUAAUAGUUCUUAACAUUUUGGUGCUAGAAGUUCAAGUACAGCUCAUCAAAUCUUUGCUCCGAUAUAAUCUGUCACUAGUCAUCCAUAUAGAGUGACCUCUACUCAUUGAAAAGUUGUUUAAAAGUGUUAGUCCAGUAUUUAUCGCUUAAAACGUUGAGCUGAAGCAAUGACUCUGUAUUUAUUAGCAUUGCAUAAAAGUCAAAUAUUAACCUGAACCAUGUUGCUCCCUUUGUCCUGACUGCUGCCUUUCCUCUGUCUCCCCACAACUUGUAUUUUGGUUCAAAGAUAUCACUAAAUAGCGAGAUGAUAUGACGCAGAUUUUAUCACUUCCAGAUCUCCACUUGUGUGUCUGGUGCUCAUUCUUUCCCUGGUCCUGUGUUUGAUUUAUGUGUUUGUUUCAGCUCCUUUUUGGAGCCCAAGUUUUACCACCAAAGGGUUAGACAGAUAUAUCUCCAUUUUCAGUCCAAGAAAAACUUUCAUUUAGGUCUGGUUUGGCUCUUUAAUCGUUUGCUUGCCAGUUGGGAAUCCAGCCCUGGCAUAAGCUUUUGAUUAAUUUGAAGCUUUUCCCAUCAGUAUUUCUUUCAGUUGGGACGGUAUGUGCCAUAGAAAAGGUUUUCCCAGAUUGACAAGAGCAUUAUGCCCUCGAAGAACUUAAAUGCGGGGAAUAAUUGGCAAGGUACUAAAUACUAAAUAUCAACCCGCCCACAAAGCCGGUAUCCGUCUAACCCUUUGAACUACAAGCACUGCUGCCUCCAUAGGGGUAUAAUGUCCUCACAUGGCCUACUUAAAGCCUCCACUGAUUCCCAGAUGUUGCCCUCUAAACCUGGAGCUCUUUCACCUUUAAGGCUCCUUUUUUUAUCUUCCACUUGAUCCGCAUUAAAGCUCCUCUUUUCCCUCUCCAGUUGGUUUUAAAAGCAACCAGCCAGCUGACGACAUCACCCUGCUUGUUUUCCUUUUUCUUCUCAUUCAUCCGCCCUUUCACCUCCUUUCUCCUUUCAUCCACCAUCCUCCAAUCACAACAUCUAUGUCUUAUCCAUCCCUUUUUCUUUCCCCCACAGCAGUAGAGUCAGGACCCUUGGUGCCGGCAGCUCCUCUCUUGCAGCUGGAGAAGUGCUGUACAAGGAACAACAGCGCCACACUGGCCUGGAGGGCAACUGCGCCCUCUAACAGCCCCAUUGAGGGCUACAUCCUGGAGCUAGAUGACGGGAACGGAGGACAGUACAGGGUCAGUGCAUCACAGUAACAAACUCUAGGGAGGACUGUGUGCUAUAGAGUGCGCAAAUGACAGAUAUCCAAUGAGAUAUGCAGUAUGAUUUUUCUCUUUUGUUUUAUUAUUAAUAAUCCAUAUGCUGCUCAAUUUUGACUAAAGCCAGAUGGUAGCGCAUGUGUGCGUGGUUAAAUAUGUGUGUCAUGAGUAAACAUGCAUUUCAAGUGCAUGAGUACAGCUCUUAUCCCUCUGUCUCUGCUCCUGUUUGAGUCCAUGCAUGCGUCUCUGAAUGUUUGGGAAGCAAACAUACACGUGUUUGCACUCAAUCCGCAUUUAUAAUCAAGCCACUACUCUAAUUUGUGUGUGUCUUUAUGCAUGUGCCCCCAGGAGGUAUAUGUGGGGAAGGAGACAGUGUGCACGGUGGAUGGUCUCCAUUUUAACAGCUCCUACAAUGCCAGGGUGAAAGCUUACAAUGCCGUCGGUGUGGGGCCGUACAGCAAGACUGUGGUGCUCAAGACUUCUGAUGGUGGGUAUUCUGUGAACGUCUGUGAGGGUGUGAGCAUAUGAAGUUAAAGGUCACAUAUCAUAGUAUUCGUAGCUGUUCACAUCAUGCUCUGGCAUUCCUUAGAGAAAAGGUUUGAAUCCAGCAUAAGCGGAGAAUCUGCAGCCUCUCAGUUUCUAAGCUCAUUAUCCAUGCAGUGAUCUGAGUGGGCAGGAAUGUGAAAAAGAGGCUCUGUGCUGAUUGGCUGCCAAAAUGUUGUCUGAGUGUGAAAAGUGAUGCAAUUAGAUGCAGAGGUGGAAAAACACCAAAAUACACAGUACAUGGCGAGUGCCCCAGAAGAACACACACCAGGGGGGGAAAUAUGGAAUAAGUGAGAAAUAAAUAAGAAGGAACAGAAAGGGGUUGGAGAAAAUGGGAAUGGAAAGUAUAGGAAUAAGAAGAAAAGGAUGCAACAGAAUGAAAAUGAGGGACAAAAAGCUUAAGAAAUGUUUGGAGAAAUUCAAAAAAGGAGACAAUGAAAAGAAGGCAGUCAAAAAGGAAGGAUGGAAAAGGGGGGGAAAAGAGAGGGAGGGGAAAUCUUUCACAACAGCAGUGGGAUAACAAUGAGGAGUUUUCCCACACUUACACACACACACACACACACUCACACAGCUGAAUGUCACAAUGGGCAUUAGUCUGUUUUCUGACUGAUAACUCCCCAUCCCUUCGUUUCCUUUUCUCUGCUGUUUUCCUUUCUGCCUACUCGCCUCCUUUUCCUCUCCCUCUCUUUCUCGAGAUGUAGUUCCCUUGUUCUCUGUCCUCCAGCUCUGCAGCUCCAUUCAGCUGCAUAAGGGUGGGAAAUUAUGGGAUGCGACUCCUGUUGGCAUGACUUGUGAAAAAACAGGCAACAAAGGCUGGAAAACAAAUACUGAUUAGUGACACAGUUUCCAGAAUUGGUGUUGUUAUUGUGUGUGUAAAUAUUGGAUGUGUCAGUGAUUAUUCAGUGAUGCAGCAUGAGGAUGUUGCUCAAAGACGGAGCAUGUCUGUCCUCAAGCCUGGGUAGUAAAUGCGCCCCAGAUGCUUGUGUGUUUAUGCACUUGUCUAUCUAUUUUUGUGGGGACUUACUCUGGUUGUUAGACUUAUGGUGUGGGGACCUUUGUGGAUAGAAAAAUCAAAGCUUUGUCAGAGGUUUAAAUUCAGUUUUCAGUUUCAUGACUGACUGUUUUUUCUUUCCUGCAGUGGCCUGGUUCACCUUUGACCCCUCCUCAGCUCACCGUGACAUCGUUCUGACCAAUGAAAACCUGACUGUUUCCUGCAACAGCUACGACGACCGCGUGGUGCUGGGAACUGCAGCUUUCUCCAAAGUAAUCACACAUCCAUCACACUUUUGAUCUUUAAAGUCAUGUUACGAUUUUUUUGGCCUCUUUGCCCAGUAGAUUGAUUUUGUCUAUUUUCAAAUCUCAGGGCAUUCACUACUGGGAGGUCUGCAUCGAUCGCUAUGACAACCACCCAGACCCUGCAUUUGGCAUAGCAAGGAUCAACACCAUGAAAGACAUGAUGCUAGGGAAGGACGACAAAGCAUGGGCCAUGUAUGUGGACAACAACCGCUCCUGGUUCAUGCACAACAACUCCCACACCAACAGGUAGGUGCACAAUGUUGCACUGUGUGUUUGAUGGCUUUAUAAAAGCUAAGCUGGCAUAGUAUAAAAUGUUCAGUGGAAAAUAUAAAAUGGAAAGAAAAAAAAGAGAGAGAGCAACACCUGAGUCCCUUCUGUGUUAAAAAAAAAUAAUUCAGAAAAGUUUGGACUCACAAUCUGAUUUUUGCUGGCAUCCACCACACCAGUAUAAUUACUUUAUAAUAACUCAUGUGGCUGAUACUGAUAUUUACACACCUUUUUUUGUACAGUUUAAAAAUCCUCAAGUCUCUCCUGUACAAAAAUUCACCUGCUAAUCUUGUUGUGACAAUAUAUACGUUUUAGAAACAGACAUAAAACAAGACAGACAACAUUUGAUUCUAAAAUAGAUUAAUAGUUUUUCAAAUAUAGACAUUUAGUAAUGUGUUUGUCAAUAAUGCUGUGCAGUCAUCUAUGGAAUAUAUUUCAUACAAACAUGCUGUCAUGAACAUAUUUGGACAUUUUCCAUGCAAAUUAUUACAACAGCCAAAAACAAUAACUUUCAAGGCUACUGUUUACUCUGAUUUGGUACCAAUAAUAUGAAAGCAGCUGAUAGUAUGAGCUUCAUUCAGGAACAUCAAAAUAGGUUGGUACAUGACGGGUUAACUCAUCCAAUGUGGCAUUAUGUUGACUGCAGCUAAAAGAUGAGAGUAAGUAAAAAAGUGAAAGAGAACAAAAUAUGGCUAAAGAGAUCCCUUGUCAGAAGAAGUUUCAGACAGUGGGAAAUAAUUCCAAAUCUGGAAGAAACUUCGACAAGGUUUCUGUCAGUCAUCCUGGUCAGCAGGGAUUCAUGUGGGGGAAUACUUGUCAUAAAAGUGACCCAUUCUGUCAUCUAUGGGUAUUUGAUUGACUUCCAGUAUCUGAGUACUGUUUGAACUGUAUUUUUUUUUUAUAUAUGACAACAAUCUAAGAGCACCUUUUAACAAUUCCCUCCUACUGUAAGGUUACAAAAGUUGUCACCCAUCACUUCUGCAUUCUUUGGUAGUGACCCCCAGUGUCUGUUUGAUAUUACACAAUAUAUUCCAUGUCUGCUUUGGUUUGAUCAAAUUCACAGAGAAAAUGUUGAACAAAGAAAAGAAAAUGUGUUCUUUCAUAAGCAGCAGCUCCAGGCCUGGAAUAAUGCCAUAUAUGUGUAUAUACAUUAAAAAACAGUUAUUAGUAUAAUGAUAAUAGUUAUAUUGACCGUGUUGAGGUCAUAUGUUUAAUUCUGAUAUUUGCCCAAUACACUACCCACUGAGCAAUAGAUGGCUGUAAGACGUCUAGUUUUUUUUAGACCUAAUAUCAUCCGUCUAGAUUCUGUACAUUUAUCUAUCAUAUUUUUAGAUGGAAUUUAGACGUUGCACUUUAACCCAUUAUUCAAUAACUAUCUAUUUCAAAAAGCAACCGUGAGUUGCAUAACUGAUCUCCAAGUACUUAACCAAAAUGAUACCUGUUGAGCAGCAUACAUUAAGACCUCUGUUAGCAGGCUAGUCUAAACUUGGUCUAAAUUUAGACGUCUAAAAAACUUUCAUUUUUAGACCUGUGGUUGCCUGAUUUUAGACCAGUUUUCUAGGCUACAUUUAGACAUCUAUUAGACCUCUUUUAGACCAAAAAAUGUUCUGUGGAAAAUGCAGACUUGAUAUACUUUUUAAACCAAUGUUUUUGUCAUCUCAGUCCAUUGUAAGUCCAUCAUUAAUUAAAAGUAGAAUAAUUCACCAGGUCUCCAGCUGCAGUCUUUACUCCAGGGAAGGUUUUUAGUACAACCUGGCAGCUCAAACUUUGGCCCCUCUGAAUAAAUAACAUCAAUGAAUAAUGCAACAACCAAUAAAUCAGCUCACUGCUUAGCCAGUUCAAAAUUUUCCACUUGUUUGAGAGCCCAUCUUUUAAACUUAUUUACAAACUGCACUUGUGUGUCAAUAAAAACAGCAGGAGACGCACCUCCUGCUGUGGCACUGGAUGUUUUCAGUCAGAGUUAUGUGUUCUGCAUUAAAUCACUUGCUCCCCCACACACACUCACACACACACAGCAAUGAUUCCCACACAUGAUGACAGUGGGACCUCCGGGGUCUGGUACAAUACUGACUAACAAACACAUCAGGGAGCAGCAGAAGAAGACAUCAAAACAUCGCUGCGGCAUCUCUCCGAGUGUCACAGCCAAACCAUCAAACACUCAUUAAACAUUUAUUCCGGUGAAAAUCUCUUUUCUUCACAAGAAAAAUCAGACUCUCCACAGAAAAUAUGUAAAACCGUCAGAAUUUAUGCAUCUCCCUCAACCUCAAGUUCACCCAGACACAGAUUUAUUCAAUGUGCUGUCUGCUUUCAUGUAUUUACUCAUCUCAUGUUUGUGUUUCGCAUUGUUAUUUAUCACACAUUCACUCCUCCUUUUUCUCUGAGUGCUGCCUCACCCUCAAGCAUUGUGUGGUUGUGGAUUUAGCUUUGAGAAAUGUUGAUUUUUGUGCAUGUGUAUGUGUGUAGAGUUGAGUCCACAUUUUGGCUUUUGUGCAAAAACACAAUUAGGACAUAAAGACUUUUAUGAGUUCAAGUUUCCAUGUAUAACUUUCUGCUUUACGAGCCCAAAUUAAACCAAACCCAGAGCACUGAUUAUGAGAGUUUAAUUUUUAAUGCCUUUGCUUUAUCUUUGCAGCCAAGAGUUCACUUUAUUGGCAAAUGUAGAAUUAAACAGUCAUGUUUUUAAUAUCUCAAGUGGAGCCGGGUCCAGUUUCAAGUGCAAGCUUCAAGUUGAUCUAUUUCAACAAGCCAGGGGGGACAAGAUUUAAAGUAUGUAGGACAUAUCGGAAGAGAGACUUUCCAGAAUAUUUACAUACAGCCAGUCAGACGUCAGCUUCAAUUUCACAUAAUGCUCUCAAAUUUUGCCCCUUUCUACGACAGUGUGAGCAUCCAAAAUUUUACAGGAUGGCACAAAAUAAGGGGUUUAGAUAGGAAUGUUAUUAUGCAAUAGCGGAAACAACAUCAAACUCCAACCUUAUUCGCACAAGAAAUUAAUAGAUUUGAAGCCUGAGAGUUCACUUUUACUUUAUGUUGCACAGACAACCUGUUUGAACUGUUUGUUUCGAUUUGUGUGUGUAGGGCGGAGGGAGGCAUCACCAAGGGCUCGACUGUGGGCAUUCUGCUGGAUCUGAGCAAACACACUCUGACCUUCUUCAUCAACAAGCAGCAGCACGGACCCACUGCCUUUGAGAGCCUGGACGGGGUCUUUGUACCUGCUGUCAGUCUCAACAGAAAUGUACAGGUUGGUGUUUUUUAAAUCAGUAAGUAUUUUUAGGGGUGUUUGCACUGCUUUAAAUUUAUGUCUUUAUGUGGAGCACUAAAUCUUAAAUGCAACCUGUGCAACAAAAACACAGGACUGAUUUCUCCUUCCUGAAAAUAUUUUAUCUUUUGCAAUCAAAUAUUUGUUUUGCACUUAGAAAUCAAAUUUAGUUUUUGAUAUGAAAGUUUUACAGAAAGUGUAAAAAGAUUAUUCAUCAUUAAAUUACUAAUUAAAUAGCAGUAUUAGACACCAAUCAUGUUUAACCAACAAAUCUUUGAGUAUAAUUUUUCAUUUUCUUAUUUUGCCUGUGGUGUCCCCCAAGGCUACAUACUCGGUCCUCUCCUCUUCUCCUUCAGUUUGCCUCUACUUAGCCACAUUAUUUAAAAUCACAUUAUUUCUUUCUGUUUGGUGGAUGAUACUCAAAGGGGCUCAACUACAACAAACAUCUGAUUUAAGAAGUAAGUCCUGGAUGGAUGCAAAUUUUUUCUCCUGCUCAGAAAAAGUAAAACUUUUCUUAUUUUAUUUGGAUCAUGACAUCUGACCAACAUUACUCCUCAUAAUCUGGGCUUGUUGGCCUCCUCUUGAACUACAGCAAGAAAUCUUGGUGUCAUAUUAAGUCCAUGAGUAAAGUUUGACGUUCAGAUCAAUCAAGGAAUAAAAGUAAGUUUUAUACAGCUCCCAACAUUUCCACAAACUCAGAACAACUCUCUGAACUUCUGACUUAAAAAAAAAAAAAAACACUCAUGCAGUGAUGGAAAAGUUAUUCCACUGUGAUUACUGCCACGCUUGAUACUUUGGUUUCACUCAGUGUUGUGUUAUUCUGUCCUGAACUCAUUCAAAAUGCAGCAGCAAAAAUUCUGGCAAGGUCAGCUACGACUGUCUCUUAGCUACAGAGGACCAAGAGUGACAGAGAGCUUUCUUAUCUGCACCCAAAGAGUCAUCUUUAAACACACUUCAGCUCCCUAGAUUCACUGCUCCUCACCAAACCAGUCUGAACUCCUCUUACUUUUAUUCUUGUUCUUUUCCAGCUUUGUGACGUUGCACUUUAAGAGGAUCAAAGUGGGAUUUAAAUGUUUUUAUUAAGCUUUAAAAUUUUCAGAACACUGUAACCUUUUCUUAAUCUAGUAUCUGUAGCUUUCCUACAAGUAUGAAAUAAUAAAAACCAUCAAAAAGACUCCCGAAAUGAAAGCAUUUAUCCAGCACAGCUGACAUUAUCUAUCUUUGAUCUGAAGUGUAUGUAAAGUGUGUUCAAAACCUCAAGUGGGCUCAAGUGUUUCCCUCCAUAACAGGCUUUUUAAUAGCUUGUUUGAUUUAGUGACAGUGUGUCCUCAGUCGUCAGUGUGUGUUUGCUCUGUGUGUUUGUGCAGGUCACCUUACUGACAGGCCUGGAGGUGCCAAAGAAUAUCAAACAGUAGAAGAUCCAUCCUCCCUCUGUACGUGUCCUGGAUGUAAACCAACCAUGUUGGCUCCCAUGGACCUUUUUCCAGUCACAUCAGACCUCCUCUCCCAUCUUCUCAAGGUGCCCUUUGUUACGGAUAAACCUCAGUGUGAAGCCCCUGGAGUUAAAGAAUAAAUUUAGGCUCAUAUUUGCUCCAAACAUGGUGAGAGAAGUUGGUGAAAAUGGAUCCAGAGAUGACUCGAGUUACUGCCACACUUUUUCCACAUCCGAGUUCAAGCUCCGGCAGCGACCUCUGUGUGGAAAAGUAAAGUUCAAUUGUUUAUCCCAAAAAAAAAAACAUGCUGCUUUCAGGAGUCGACCAAACGAGGCAGAAACAGCUUAUUUUUAGUCUGUUUCUCUCUCAGGUGCGUUUACAGCUCACAUCAUAAUUCUUGAAAAGUGUUUUGUCGGAGCUGUAGCAGCACUCAUGAAAUAUUUAGAAACUUCAUUUUCCCUGCAUGGCUUCAGCAGCAUUGUUUUCUUAUUUUUCCUUCUCAUACAGAGUGGCGUAAACAUUGUUUGAUGUUGAUUUUUACACACAAAGCUCCAGUUUGGAAAGAAAAGGCUCAGGUCCAUCUCAGUUUCAGGGAUGUGACAGAUCUGCAGAGUGGGGAAUGACUGCGCAUGCGUCUUUUCUUUUUACCAGUCCUAAAUCUCUAAAGACCAGUUGUAAUGGUUGUUAUACUGAAGUGGAUGGUCAUUACAGUUUGUUCAGGGAAAGGAGGUAAUUAGAGACACAAAUUAGGGACCUGCAGCAUAGAAGAAACUAUUCUUUUUUUGUAGGUGUUGCAGAAAAUGAAAGGAAUUCAGCGUUCAGUAAUUAUGUCAGUGCUGGUUGGUGAAAAUUGUCCCCUUCAAACCAAGCCCGACUGUUUUCCCACACAUUAUGCAAAUCCAAGCUUAGCAGCUGCCAGCUGCAGAAAUGAGAGCGGUGUGCAUCAUCUCAUCAAACUUAUGGCUGGGAAGAAAACAAGGACAUUUCACAGACUGUCCUUUAACUUGAAUGCAACAAGUAACUGCUUCAUCUACAAACACAAGAAUGAAGUUUUGGUACUCCUGUGAGUCAGCACCAGAUUUACAAGUUUGUUGUACUAUUGAUAUUUUUACUACUCUUUGCUUUAAGUCCAUUUAUAUAGUGAGUUGAAGCUGUUGAGGCUUGAGGCUGUAGCUCUUAUUAAUGCAUUACAACCCAAAUAUAAACAGGCUGUAUGGUGGCCCUAAAGGUCAAAAGCACAAACAUUUACUGGCUCAAAUUUUUUUUAAGUCAAGGUCAGAAAUGUUUCAUAAAGCCCCCCAAAUAUUUAUUAAAGCCUUAACAAUUCACAAAUAAAAAAAAAAUAUUUUACAUGAUUUUUUUUUUUCAGGAGAUGAACUGUUUUUAAAUUUUUGGCACUUUUGUUAAAAACAUUUUGCAUUUUGUAAAUUAUUCUAGAUUCCGCGAAAUACUUUUCAGUUAAGAAAUUUCUGUGAAAUAUUUUUGUAUUUUGUCAAAUGUUUUUUUAAGUUUCAUGAAAUAUAUCUGCGUUAAGGAAGGGGAUUUUGACUUCCAAUUAAUUUCUUUUCUGUUGAGUCAUGAAAAGUUUGUGCAGUCGACCUUUUGGGCUUCCGUACAGAUGACAUCUAGUAGAGCGGCAAGGUUAGGGAGGACUCGAUCUUAGAAAAUGGAGAUAAAGUUGCAUGUAGGAUGUGUCUAGUUAAACUGGUCUAGAGUGGCUCGACAGCACAUGGACCUUAACUUGUGCAGUGGACUGAAGGCUUGUGGUGCUGCUCUGCUGUCUUUAGUCAGCUUCCUAUCAUUUACAUGCAGAUCUUGAUCCUGCUUUAAUGUGUUUUUAAAAUUUUGCUUAAUUUAAACUGUUUUCUGAGCGUUUUCUAUCUUUAAAAAAGUUGCUGAAGCUUUAAUUUGUGUUUAGUUGCCUUAAAAGAACCUGAGUUUGGACUGGGUGGAUAACUAAACCCCAAACUCUAUGAUUUUAUACCAGCGCCUCUCCAUCAAAUGUAAACUUUCUGGAUAUGUUGUAAAAUUUAUCUCUCACUUUUCAACAUCCAGACCUUUGAGCCUCUAACAAAGUUUGAAAUAAACUCCAGUAUGUAGAUCAAUCGUCGGCUGCAGAGGAUAAUGACUGAACCACCUGCAUGUCA